CUGCCCCCUCCCCUCACUGUGUGACUGUGUCUCUGGCGGUGUCAAUGGCUCCUCCUGCCGCGGACAGACGGGGCUCACGGGAGGGGAUCGGAUCGGGGCUGCUGUGAGAGAACGACAGCCGAGCGCCAGCAGGUACCGGCCGCAGGGAGGGGGGGAGACCGGAAACCGACCGACCAAACAGCCACCAGCACCACUGCAGGGCGCCUCCCCCGCACGGCAGACACAGGGCGAGCCCAGCAGCCAGGAGCCCGGUGUGCGGCCCUCAGUCAGCAAAUGAACUCGGUCAGAGCAGCCAACAGGAGACCCAGGCGAGUGUCCAGGCCGCGCCCGGUGCAGCCGGAGAGAAACAACGCCGGGGAGCGGGGUAAGCAGGGGGGAGCGGGGGGUAAGAAAGGGGGGGAGCGGGGGAAGCAGGGGGGGUAUAAAGGGGAGGGGGGGUAAGAAAAGGGGGGUAUAAUGGGGGGAUCGGGGGGUAAGCGGGGAGGGGGGAUGGGGAGUGGGGUAACCCGUGGUGGGGGGUAACAGGGGGAGGGGGGGAUUUAUUCCCAGGCCGCACGGCUCGGGGCCGACUCCUCCAGCAUCCUCGGGGGGCGCUGCCAGGAAAGUGCGCUGCUCGGGCUCAGCUCGGGCCUCAGGCCGCGCUUUGUCUGCACUGACUGCGGCCCAGCUGGUCAUUACUGGGAACUGCCCUGUGUGGGACCGGGCUGGGCCUUACUGCCACCAUAACCACAACACACGGCCACCAUAACCACCACCACAACACAGCCACCAUAAUAACAACAACACAGCCACCAUAACAACAACACACGGCCACCAUAACCACCACCACAACACAGCCACCAUAACAACAACACACGGCCACCAUAACAAAAUGUAAGCAUUGUAUGGGGCCUUAUUAACACCAUAACAACAACAACACAGCCACCAUAACAGAAUGUAUGCAUUGUAUGGAGCCUUAUUAACACCAUAACAACAACAACAACACACAGCCACCAUAACAGAAUGUAUGCAUUCUAUGGGGCCUUAUUAACACCAUAACAACAACACACAGCUACAAGAACAGAAUGUAUGGGACCGGACUGUGGCCUUACUGACACCAUAACCACAACACACGGCCGCCAUAACCACCACCACAACACAGCCACCAUAACAACAACACACGGCCACCAUAACAAAAUGUAUGCAUUGUAUGGGGACUUAUUAACACCAUAAGAACAACAACACAGCCACCAUAACAGAAUGUAUGCAUUGUAUGGGGCCUUAUUGACACCAUAACAACAACACACAGCUACAAUAACAGAAUGUAUGGGACCGGACUGUGGCCUUACUGACACCACAACAACAACACACAGCCACAAUAUCCGAAUGUAUGGGACCGGACUGGGGCCUUACUGACACCAUAACAACAACACACAGCCACUAUAACAGAAUGUAUUGGACGUUAUUAACACCAUAACAACAACACAGCCACCAUAACAGAAUGUAUGCAUUGUAUGGGGCUUUAUUAACACCACAACAGCAACAACACAGCCACCAUAACAGAAUGUAUGGGACCUUAAUAACACCAUAACAACAACACAGACACCAUAAUAGAAUGUAUGUUACCUUAAAAACACCAUAACAACAACACAGACACCAUAAUAGAAUGUAUGUUACCUUAAAAACACCAUAACAACAACACAGACACCAUAAUAGAAUGUAUGUUACCUUAAUAACACCAUAACAACAACACAGACACCAUAAUAGAAUGUAUGUUACCUUAAUAACACCAUAACAACAACACAGCCACCAUAACAGAAUGUAUGUUACCUUAAUAACACCAUAACAACAACACAGCCACCAUAACAGAAUGUAUGCAUUGUAUGGUGCCUUAUUAACACCAUAACAACAACAACACAGCUACAAGAACAGAAUGUAUGGGACCGGACUGGGGCCUUACUGACACCAUAACAUAAUGUAUUGGACGUUAACACCAUAACAACAACACAGCCACCAUAACAGAAUGUAUGAAUUGUAUGCGGCUUUAUUAACACCAUAACAACAACAACACAGCCACCAUAACAGCAUGCAUGGGACCUUAAAAACACCAUAACAACAACACAGACACCAUAAUAGAAUGUAUGUUACCUUAAUAAUACCAUAACAACAACACGGCCACCAUAACAGAAUGUAUGCACUGUAUGGGACCUUAAUAAUCCCAUAACAACAACACAGCCACCAUAACAUAAUGUAUGGGACCUUAAUAACACCAUAACAACCACACUGCCAUCCCAACAGAGUGUAUGUACUGCAUGGGACCUUAUAAACACCAUAACAACACACAGCACCCUUAACAGAAUGUAUGCACUGCAUGGGACCUUAUGAACACUAUAACAACAACACACAGCAUCCCUAACAGAAUGUAUACACUGUAUGGUACCACACUGGGGCCUUACUAACACUAUAACAAAACACAACACCCCUUACAGCCUGUAUACACUGUAUGGGACCAGGCUGGGGUUUAUUCAUAGUAUAAGAACACACCGCACCCAUAAAUGUCUAUAUACAUAUUAUGGGACUGGACUUGGCCCUGUUCACACUACAUCCACAAACAGUACCCCGAACAGCCUUGAAUGCAUUGUAUGGGCAGGACUUAAAAUUUCAAUGGCAUUUUCACUUGUCAAUGAAUAGUGACAUGUGAAAAUAUUGUGCCCUGGCAUGGUAUUUGCCUGGGACCUUAUUCAAAAUCUAACUACAUCUGGUUGAAAUGUGACCGGGUCGGGGUAGUAUUUAAACUAUAACGUCAACACACAGCAUCCCCAACAGCCUGUAUGUAUACACUGUUCGGUACCAGGCUGGGGCCCUAUUUAUAUUGUAACAUACACAAUGCCCCUAACAGAUUGCAUGGGACACGAUCUACCCCAUAUCAACACAUUGUAUGGAACAAAUCUGGGUCUUUAGCCACACUGUUAUAAGUCAGCAAACUAUAGCUGGAAUAUUUUGUAAAGAAAUAUUAUGGGGCAAUAUGCACAACAGAACCUUUACAAUUGUUUUACACUCUGUGGGAAGGAGCUGAGACCCUGUUGAUAUCAUUAAAAUACAGAACCCCUGACAGGGAAACGGUCUAUAUUCAUUGAAUAGGACUGAGCAGCAUCAAUAUUCAUAACACAGCAAAUCCUAACUGGAAAUCAUUAUGUAUACACGGUUUGUGACCAACCCAGAGCACUAAUCGAUAACGCACAAACGCUGACACAAAUUGGACUGUACUAUAGGGAACUCGUGUGUGUGUGUGUGUAAGUGUAAGUAUGUGUAAAAAAAAAAAAAAAAAAUUAAAACACACCUCUCUUAAAAGUAUCUACUAGCCAGGCCUUAAAAGUUACUCCAGGGUUGGACUUCCAUUUGCUAGUGGUAAGUGAAAAUUGUGAUGUUUAAAAUAUGAGGCAGAAAAGUGGUUCUUUGUUGAAUUCAUUUGCAUAUGCCCACCCAGAAUCCCUUGCAGUAGUAACAGCACUGCAAAAUGUGAUAUUUCUGUGGGAAAAGCAAUUUCUGUGCCUUGUCUGGUGUGUGCAGAUCUGUGUUUUAACAAUGUAUGGACUAUCCACCUUCUUGGUUUUUGCAUUAAAAAAAAAAAAAAAAGUUUUUUUUUUUUUGUUUUGUUUUUUAUGUAUGUGUUCUAUUGAUACAUUUAAAUCUGUAAACAAUAACUGUAAAACAUUACACAUGCACUGUAUAAGACCCACCAGGUUCAGUUCACACGAUAAUAAUCACUUAAAAAAAAAAAACAGUCUCUUUGCAUUGUAUGGGACCGAGCUGUGCUUUAUUCACAUACCAUUAGCUUGUAGAGAAGAAAAGGUACACAGAUUUCCAUCCACAAACCGUUUUUACGGUGACUCAGAAUAAAAGUUCCUGUGGAAUAUCUGUUUCUCUGAUUCUUCUGUACAAGCUAUUGUAUGGAGUCCGGUCAUCCCAGACCAUUUGACACCUUGUCUGUCCCUUAAGUACAUGUGUGCCUUUACCACACAGCAAACCAUGACUGGAAAACCAUCUGAAUAUACCAAAUGAGACCUAUAUCAGCACAAAACAGAGCAUAUCCACGCUAUGUCAAAUCUUACAGAACCCAUACUAGGGAUACAUUUUCUAUACACUGUAUAGCGCUGAGCUGUGGCUCUAUUCAAGUCAUCAGUAACCCAUGACAAACCAUAACUGGGAAACGGCCUGUAUACACUGAAUAGGACUAAGGUUAGUAUCACUAUAUCAACAAUACACAGCAACACAUAACAGGGAAACCAUCUGUAAACACUGACUUGAAAUUAGCAGGGGUUAUGAACUUGUUGUAUCAACAAAGUGCAAUCCAUAAUAGGAUAUCUCAUAUGGUACAUACUGUACAGCUGCUGAAAUGUGGGGAUACUCAUACCACACAGCGAUAACUUUCUGUAGUGAUAUGUAAUGAUUGAGUAGGACUAUAACGAAUGAUAACCACAUAUUUAACAUAGCAGACUGGCCCAAACAUGAUUACAACCAUAUAAAACAGAUUCACAGUAUACAUACACAGCAGAACUUGGUGGGGUCGACCUAAGACACCUUGAGCAUACUGUAGACUUACUAAGCAGUGGUAAAUGCAGCAUCCCAAUCAGGGCAAGUUGUUGAACACUCCGUUUUGGUUACAUAUCACUCACAGCUCCUUAAUGUACAUCAGAUGACUAGAGUAUGCAUUAUACUCAGAGAAAGGACAGUAGAGUUGCAAACAACCUAAGAAUGACUAAGUCUAGAUGUUACUUUAGCACAAUCAACUCUACAGUUGCAGUGAAAUAUUACAUUGUAAAGAAGCACUCUGGGUGGUACCACAGCAACCUCACCUAAAUAAAGUUGUUGGGAAGGGGUCAGUGAUCCAGAUUUUGAGAGCGUAUGGUCUUGUGAUGUAUUUUAUAAACCUAUGUACUGAUUAGGAGUCUCUGUUAUAUCUUUAUUUAAGCUCACUAAACUGUACUUCGCCGUUUUUAACACACACAAAUUUUGAUCCUUAUUUGUGGAAUUGAUCUACAGCCAUACAUUUACUCUGAGUAAAAAGGGGCCAAUUAUAAGGUUGCACAUUUGUUACUUAGUGAAUAACAUUAAGAAACCUGUAUACAGAUCAACCGUUAUGGGUUGUCUGUUCAUUCCCAUGAUAAUAGCAACGGGGGAAGGGGAGGUUUAACUCCGCUUUGUGUGAAGUGUACACUAACUAGUGUAUAGCAACCAGAGAGCAAUGAAGAAGAGAUGAUUACCUGGUUGAUAAUUAUGUUUACAUUUUCUUUAACUCCUUGAGUGCCAGUGCGAUGAACAAGAUAUUGUCAAACAUAGGUUAAUCAGCGACUUUUGCAUAAUUAACCACAAUUGUGUGGUUAAAGGAACACUAUAGUCACCUAAAUUACUUUAGCUAAAUAAAGCAGUUGUAGUGUAUAGAUCAUUCCCCUGCAAUUUCACUGCUCAAUUCACUGUCAUUUAGGAGUUAAAUCACUUUGUUUCUGUUUAUGCAGCCCUAGCCACACCUCCCCUGGCUAUGAUUGACAGAGCCUGCAUGAAACAAAAACUGGUUUCACUUUCAAACAGAUGUAAUUUACCUUAAAUAAUUGUAUCUGACUCUCUAAAUUGAACUUUAAUCACAUACAGGAGGCUCUUGCAGGGUCUAGCAAGCUAUUAACAUAGGGGGUAAGAAAAUCUUAAUUAAACAGAACUUGCAAUAAAGAAAGCCUAAAUAGGGCUCUCUUUACAGGAAGUGUUUAUGGAAGGCUGUGCAAGUGACAUGCAGGGAGGUGUGACUAGGGUUCAUAAACAAAGGGAUUUAACUCCUAAAUGGCAGAGGAUUGAUCAGUGAGGCUGCAGGGGCAUGUUCUAUACACCAAAACUGCUUCAUUAAGCUAAAGUUGUUCAGAUGAUUAUAUUGUUAUUGGCAUAUCUUUCUAGAACCAGGAUUGAAGUUGGCAAAUGUUUUGGGUUAUUCAUUAAAACCUAUUUGUGUUUAUCAAGAAUUUGAUGGUGACCUCAUUAAAAAAAAAAUGUCUGCAUUGUGCAUAAUGUUUAGCACUGACAUGCACGUUGUAACCUUCACUGUCAAAUAAUGUUUUAUGCCAUAGUAAAACUAUUUGACUUUUCUAUUGGUGACAAGGAAAUUGCAAUUGGUUUCCUCAUGUAGAUAGCAUGAAGUAUUUAGGGAGUGUAAUCACUACUUUGUGAACUGGAAGGUGAAUAUUAAUGUUUAUGCCUAAAUAUAAAAAAAAUUAAAUUAUUUUAGCCUGAAUUUAGAUUUUAUUCAAUAAUCCCUUGGCAGUGAACAGGGCAUAUUAUUAGUAUUAUUAUUAUUAUUAUUAUUAUUGCGAUUUAUAUAGCGCCAACAGAUUCCGUAGCGCUUUACAAUAUUAUUAGAGGGGGGGGGGUUUGACUAUAAAUAGGACAAUUACAAGAAAACUUACAGAAACGAAGGGUUGAAGAGGGCCCUGCUCAAACGUGCUUACAGUCUAUAGGAGGUGGGGUAUAAAACACAUUAGGACAGGGAAUGGAAGGCAAAUUAGGUGGGAGUGGAGCAGAGCUGGAGGAGAGAGUAGAGUACUGCCCUUUAGGAGAGAGCAAGAGACAGGUAUGUGAGGUAGAGGUUAGUCUGGGAGGCCAUAGGCUUUCCUAAAGAAAUUCGUUUUAAGGCACUUCUUAAAUCAGGGGUUCUCAACCCAGUCCUCAGGACCCCCUACCAGUCCAGGAUUUGGGGAUUACCUGGGGGUGUGUCAGGUGUUUAGAGAAAGGGAAAAAAAACACCUUAGACUCUAGGACGGGAGCUACCCGCGAAAAGUCCUGUAAGCGUGAAUUGGCCGUACUGGUACGAGCAGCGGACAGAAGAAGGUCACCGGCAGAGUGGAGGGACAGAGAAGGGGCAUACCUAUGGAUCUGUGAGGAGAUAUAAGAGGGGCUAAGAUUAUUCAGUGCUUUAUAGGUAUGGGUUAGCACUUUGAAUUGGCCUUCUUUAGUAUACAGGAAGCCAAUGUAAGGACUGACAGAGGGGUGAGGUGUGAGAGGACCGACUAGAGAGGAAAAUCAGUCAGGUGGCAGCAUUCAUUACAGACUAUAGCGGGGCAAUAAGGCUAUUGGAAAGACAAAUUAGGAGAGGGUUACAAUAGUCCUUGGGAGAGAUUACCAGAGCAUGGACAAGCUCUUUAGUAGCAUCUUGUGUAAGAUAGGGGAGGAUGCGGGCGAUGUUUUGUAGGUGGAAUUGGCAUGAUUUGACAACAGACCGGAUGUGAGGCAUAAAUGCAAACCAUAGUGAUUGUUUAAUGGAAGACUCCAUGCACCAUAACUACUAUAGCCUCUGUUGUGGUAAUGUGCCAGUAGUGCCCUGGCUUUGUCCCUCUGUUUUUAGUACGAUUUGACAACUUGGCUCACUCCGACCAGGCACCAGUGCUGCAUCUGGUCUUCUCCACCUAGAUAAACUGGAUUGUUUUCUACGUCAAUACAGGACCAUGCAGGACAACGUUCAUUCACUGAGCACGUCAACUGAGCGCACACAGCCAAUGAGUGUGGUCCUACAUCGAACGUGCGUUACCUUUAAGAGACAAUCACCUUCUAGAGAAGACCAGAUGCGGUGGAUGCAGACGUAAGUGUUUUAGAAAGCUGAAUGCCUAAAAAUCUCACGUUUCUUCCUGGAUACUACCAGUAGAUUAUUUGAUAAUUUUUUGUGUACAUUUUGUCACAUUUCCUGUAUGGCAGUCAUUUCAAUCAACCGGGACCAUCCCUUUAAAGUAUCUUUGUCACCAUUGCGGGGUGGGGGGGUCAUGGAAUAUUUUGCAAAGAUUCCAAAAAGCCACAUCUCCCACUUAGGGUGCCGUGACCUGGAGGUCCACUGUAAAGUUGAUCUAUUAACUUGAAGAUGUGCCCUGCGGUUUCUACCAUUGCAUAUCUUCUGCUCCUAGCUCCAGUCUUUCUUUUGUCUUGCAUAUUUUGACUGUGUCGAAUUUCAGUGUAAAUAUUUCUUAACCCCUUAAGGACACAUGACAUGUCUGACAUGUCAUGAUUCCCUUUUAUUCCAGAAGUUUGGUCCUUAAGGGGUUAAAGACUAUUUUUGAAAUGCUGAAAUAUUUACAUUGUAUGCUUUAAUAAAUAAAAGUUAUGUUCAUGUAUCAACAUAAUUGUUGGUGGUGAUUGCUCCUCUUUUUUCCCUCACCCUAGUAAAUACUAUUAAUGCAUUAAGAUGAGCCAGUUUCAGGAGCUCUGUGUGUGUGGGCAUUUGCACCUUGUAGCAUAUCCCCAUGAUGCUUUGCUAGAUCAGGCAGUAUAGGAAAAGGAACAUUUGUAGUUUUUAGAUUAUAUUAAAGAAUCACUAUAGUGUCAGGAAAACAAAUCAGUUUUCCUGACAGUAUAGUACCCUGAGGGUGCCCCCAUCCUCAGGGUCCCCCUCCCGUGGUGCUGAAGGUGUUAAAACCCCUUCAGUUACUCACAUUAUUCCACCGCCGGGCUCACUUACCUCUCCUACCCCGCCGAUGUCCGCUCCUCCGUCUGACGUCAGUGGAGCGGAAUGCGCAUUUUUCAAUGCUUUCCGAUGGAGGCAUUAAAUGCCUCCAGCGUCGCAGAUGCGCCUCUAGUGGCUGUCCGCAUUUGGCUUAACCCCAAAUGUAAACAUAGCAGUUUCUCUGAAACUGCUAUGUUUACAUGAGGCAAGGUUAACCCUAGAGGGACCUGGCACCCAGACCACUUCAUUGAGCUGAAGUGGUCUGGGUGACUAUAGUGUCCCUUUAAUGUCUUACAGUUGCAAUUACUUAUGUAGUGCCAACAUUUUCCUGCUCUAAUAUUAUAAAUGUAUAUAUGACUCUAACAUUCGUAUUCAUGAAAAGUUUUACUUUAGACCCACAUGUAAAAUUUGUCUGUCAGCGGUGUACAAGUGCUGCUUCUCCUGCUGCUAUCACCUGGACAGAUGAUUUCAGUCAAAUGCUUCUCCAUAGAGGGUGCUUCUACAAAUGUGAGGUCAUUGUCAAGCUGCAAGAAUAGGAUUAUCUUCAUAGAAACGCAUUACAAUGAUUCUGUUUGGAGAGACUUAAGGGAACACUCCAGCACCAUAACCACAACCUAUUAUAAUAUAUAUUAUGUUGAUAAUAAGAAAAUAUGCAAAACUCUUUGAUUUCUGGGAGUUUCACACGGGUAUCUGCAGGCUAUUGUAAACGCUGCAACAAGCCAAGCCCAAUACUGUACUAUGAAUCCUAAUAGAAAUGAUUGGAAAGAACUUGUACUGCAGUGCUCCCUUUGACUUGGAACACGUUUUUUUACACUGAUCCCAAUGUGACAAUAGUGCACUUGCCAAUACUAUGAAAUUAUUUGUUUUAAGCAGGCGUUUUCUUGUUUGAAGCUAUCACUAAAGAUACUGCAGCAAAUUUAUUCAUCGGAAAAAUAUUACUGAAUGUCCCUCUCCUUCCUCUAUAGCAAGACAUAUGACCGGUCUCCUCUCUUUCUUGUGACCAGGAUGUGGUCUGUAAUCUCUCACCCGUUCCCUGGUUUCUGUUCUAAUCCUAUGGUGUUUGUUGUACAUGAGGCAGUGAGAUUGUGAGUCAGACAGCUGUCCAUUAUUUUUUUCCUCAGUUUCCAUUGGAUAUGAGGGAGAAGGGUGGAGUGAAGGUUAAAACUAUUUAGGAUUAUUUGUCAAGAGCCUGACCACUUACAUCUGAGACAUUCCCGUUUUAUUCUCUUUACAGGGACACCAGCUCUUGUUUGUUCAUUACAGGUGAUUUCAGGAUUUAAAAAAAAAAAAAAAAGCCAUUCUGUGCGUUUUCCAACUUUCCUCUUUUAGUUUAGGUUUUGCAGUUAAUUUUUUAGUUUACCAGAAUUCAGUGAUUUGUUGAAUAAAUCCCUAUAAUAGUGAACACGUUCAUGUUUUGUAAGGAGCAGUGGCUUCAUUCUGGAGCAGAUUAGUUUUAAUUGUGGUAAGGUCUAAACUAAAGUUCAAUAAAAAUAGCACUAUAUAAGUGUUUAAUAUGUACAUUAAAAAAUAAAUCUUAUUCUUGGUUUGUGUUUGAGGAGUUUUUUUUCCUGUUUAAUGAGCUGAUUUGCCAGGGCGAUCAUGAUAUAAAAGGAGUUUCUUGACCUCUUUUGAUUGAGGGGUUAAAUGGCAAUUGCUGAGUGACAGCUGCAAUAAAACUGCUGUCUUGCAAACUUGUGGUUAAAUAGGCCCUAUGCAGUUGCUUACUUAUCAAAGGCACAGAUGGUGUCUCCAUGCUUACAGCCUCUCAAUGCUUUUCCACCUAGUUACUUGAUGUGGUCACAUGUAAAGAUGCAAGUCCCCCCCAAAGGUGUAAAUGUAUGGUUAGAAGAAGGAAAGAAAAAUCAAUAUUACACUCUCCAUGAUACUUUCUCAUUAAUGCAUUAAAAUGAACAUUUGUGACUUUGACAGCAUUACUGCAUUGGGGAAGAAAGGUUAAUUUAAUAUUAACAGGAAGCAGAUAUAACAAACACACAUGUAUGUAGAAUUUCUAGGCAAAAAAACAACAAAAAGCUAGAACCUGUUAAACGUUACAGUGGGAAGAGAGUUAAAACCUGUAUUUACAUAAAGUGCUUGGUGUCAACCCAAAAUAGAACAGUUUGACACCGGGGGUCCACCGGGCACCUCUCUCUGCAUCCUCCACAAGUGCCUGAAGUGCUCUGGUUUCAUGAGAAAGGACUGGGUUCAUGUCCAAAAUGGUAGCACGCAGUGAUGUUAUUUAUGGAUUACAUGAGUGCCCACUUUCUUGCUUUUUAAAAUAUAUACUAAAAUACCUUGCACUCAGGCUGCAAAACGACAUGGCGUACCACUAAACUAUGUGGGUGCACUACCAGGGCUCCAACAUCCAAUUUGCAAAUAGACGGCAGACUAGUUAUAAACCGGAUCAACGUUUCAGUCCCACAUUGGGACUUUCUUCAGGAUCGUAGAUGGAUCUAUGAUCCUGAAGAAAGUCCCUAUGUGGGACUGACAUCAUGACCUAGUUUUUAACUACUAUGGAAUAAAAGUGAAUUUUUUUUUUUUUAAAAAAGAGUUCCUAAAAUGUUUAUUAGAAGAGUGCAGCAGUCUAUUUGCUAAAUAUAUAUAUUUAUUUAUUAAUGCUUUAGGCUACAUUGGCCAUGCUCUAUGGAUCUAAUCAAAUUCCUUCACAUACUUUAUUUUUCCGUUUCACUAUUUAUGCCCAUUAGUAGAUAGUUGCUUAUGUGUUUAAUCUGUCUGUUAAAUCUUUCAGAUAAUUUUAUAUUGUGUUAUGUGAAAAAUUCUGAUUUAUAUAACAAAGCAAAAAAUAAAUAAAAAAUAAAGCUUCCAAAUGCCAUUACUACGAUAUUGUUGACCUGCCCCCUCCCCAUUGUGGUCAAACUCUUUUUAAGAAUAGUCUGCCUUCUUACGUGGGCACCACUCCCCUGCAUGCAUUACUUCUGACAGCUGGAAGUUCUCUAAUCUGAACUCUGUCUAGAAGUGCAGGACUUAAUAGCUCAUUGGCUGAGAGUGAUCAGCUGACACCAUUUGAGAGCGAACAGAAGUUCCUACAUAGGAGAUUUGGGCUCUUUUGCCCGGGAGAACACAGAUAACCAUGUCAGAUCUCUAAAACUGUUUGACAACGUACAUUGGGGGGGCACCAAGGUACUGCUGGCACCAUAACCAUGCCCACGAUCUGUGCUUAAGGUGUUCGUUUAAAGAAAAAACUUUAAUGCUGUAUUGUUAGAAUGCGGUUUUGGCAUACAACAUAUACUUAGUGUUUUCUGGGCAUAUAUUUGCAUUUAAUCUAGGGAUCAUUCAGAAGUUAGUAGAAUUUUGAAAGUCUGGCAGGAUUAUGCCACACACACCAGAUUAGAUACAACAUGCAUCAGUAUAGAUUUACAGGUUUAAAGGAUAUUUCUUGCGCUAUAGUCUCAAUCUCCCCCCUCCCCAGCCGACUUGGAAAGGAUUAAAAAAAACCUACCUGACAGCCACUAGAGGCAGUAUUAGUCCUGCAAUGUAAACCAUUGCAGUUUCUCUUAAAAUGCAAUGGUUUACAUUGCAGUACUAAGGGGGGUGAGCUGAAGUGGUCUGGAUGUCUAUAGGGUCCCUUUAAAGGACCACUCUAGGCACCCAGACCACUUCAGCUUAAUGAAGUGGUCUGGGUGCCAGGUCCUUCUAGGGUUAACCCAUUUUUUCAUAAUUAUAGCAGUUUCAGAGAAACUGCUAUAAUUAUGAAUGGGUUAAGCCUUCCCCCUAAUCCUCUAGUGGCUGUCUCAUUGGCAGCCACUAGAGGCGCUUGCGUGCUUCUCACUGUGAAAAUCACAGUGAGAGCACGCCAGCGUCCAUAGGAAAGCAUUGUAAAUGCUUUCCUAUGAGACCGGCUGAAUGCGCGCGCAGCUCUUGCCGCGCGUGCGCAUUCAGCCAUCGGGGCGUAACGGAGGCGGAGAGGAGGAGGAGAGCUCUCUGGCCAGCGCUGGAAAAAGGUAAGUUUAAACCCCUUUCCCCCUUCCAGAGCCGGGCGGGAGGGGGACCCUGAGGGUGGGGGCACCCUCAGGGCACUAUAGUGCCAGGAAAACGAGUAUGUUUUCCUGGCACUAUAGUGGUCCUUUAAGUUUUGAAGUAGAACUGCCACAUGCCACAACCUGAUAUCUAACCAAUUUUAAUCCCUGGGUUCCUCCAGAUUCACCUCCAUUAUCUAAAGGGUACGAUUGUUUUUCACAAUCGCUUUAUUGGUUAGCGGGUCAUUAUUCUUCAAUUUUAAAAUAAACUAUUUAGGGUUGGAGAAUUCUUUUAAGUAUGCAAUAGUUGUUUUUUACUUUACUGUCCUCAAUGGACAAAGAUGAUAAUAUAAAGUUUAAAUAUGCAUAUUGCAGAUCCAUAUGAGGCUUUUGAUUGAAGCUGCUCAACAUUUUUAUUUAAAGGGACACUGAGCACCAUCACAGAUUUCUGGGUUUUGGCAUCAUUAAUAUUCUGUAUUUUUGCAUGCUCUAGCCUUUGUUGGUUUAAAAAGGAGGGAAAAAGGUAAUGUUCCAUAAGCUUGCCUCCAUGACACACUUAUCAGUGUGUAUACAGCUCGGCUAUGGACAGCACCGAGUGAGCUGCAAUGCUAUAAGCAAAGCAGCCUGGCGGAGCAUUCUACAGAACAACUUUCUGCUGAGCUUUUUUUUUCCUCAUGCAAAAAGUACAGCAUAUUGAUGAGGACAAAGUAUAUAAAAAAAGCUCCAAGCACACAAAUAAUUUCAGUUUGAACUACGUCCAAUCAUCCUGUUUAAUGUUUGAAUGCUAAUCUGAGCAGACUAAUCCUAAACUCCCAUAUCGGUCAUGCUCUUGUGGUAAUACUGAAGAUUAAAACAAAAAAACAAAAAGUGUGUGGAUGGUCCUCUGCAGACUACCAAUCUUGAGGAAGCAUGGAUCAUCUCAAAAUUGCAAACACACACUAGCUCUUAACUCCUUCCCGACCGCAGACGGAAAUUUUCCAUCAACCUUGUCCUUCAGUUAAGGACCGUUGUAGGAAAAUUUGUCAUUUACUAAAGUUAACCCCAGAUCGCCGCGACCGCGGGGUUAACCGUGCUCCGGUCUGUCUCUGUAUUAGAGGCAGACCGGGAGCACCCGAUCGGGCUGCCCCAGCACCGGUGCUCGCUCUGACAGGCUGUCAGAGGAGCACAUGUGCUCAGUGUACUUACCUUCCGCCUCCCUGCACUUCCGGGUUCUGUAUGAAGUGCAGGGAGAUGGAUCAGAGCUGAUCCUCUUCUCCCUGGGUAAAAUAAAGUUAAAUCCCCCCCCCUGCCUCCCUUUCCCCUGCUUUAAUAAAAUUAACCCCUUCCCUGACAAUUGAUCACUGACUACAAUUUUUUUUUUUAACCCUCAGGGGUUAAAUUUAUUUUAUUAAUUUAAAUAUUUAAAAAUUAUGUAUUUAGCUAGCUGGGAUGGGUGGAUGUUAGUGGAGAAUUUGGUGUUAGGCUAACUAGGGGUUAACAUAUAUAUAUUUUUUUUAAAAUAAGCUUUAAAAAGGUAAAAAAAAUUUUUUCAAGUUUUAGUAACGUUUAAGUAAAAAACAACAAAAAACAACCCGCCUUUACCCAGUCUAAACAAAAAUUAACCCCUUCCCUGCCAGCUAAUCACUGCCUACAGUGAUCACAAUACAGAUCACAGUAUUAUACUGUAAUCUAAUUUCUUUUAACCCUUGAGGAUUAACUUUAAUUUAUUUUUAACCCUCAGGGUUUCAAUUUAUUUAAUUAAUUUAAAUAUUUUAUAAUUUUGCUAGCUGGAGUGGGUGGGAGUUAUGGGAAAGGGGGGAAUUUACGGUUAGUGCUGCUUACUGCUAGUUAGGGGUUAACGGUAAAAGAAAAGUUUAGAAAAAAAGUUAAAGUGUAAAACAUUUAAUAAGUGCAUGCAUCUGUUAUUUAGGCCUGCAAAGGUGGUAUAUUGGUAUACUUCCUUUUGAUAGUGAUGUAAUUACUGAAUAGGUCAGAUGACUCCCGAAGUUGUCAUUGUGUGGAGUGCUCUGGGUUACUGUGGUGUUUCUACUUAAAGGGACAUGCAUCACUUUAAAGCAAUUAUCUCAUUUAAAAUAUUUAGCAGACUGAAAAAUGCAGGUAAAUUAUUUAUUUUUCUCCAUAUUUACCCUCUUCUUUCUUAUGCUUUCCACAUCCACUCCAGGGGGGACACUGAUCUAACCAAUCAGUGUCCUAUCCCUAGGAAUGUUUGAAAAGUGCAUUGGGCAUGCCUGACAGUGACAUACUGUGCAGCUGGAAGAUCUCUUUACUUUGCAAUAUCCUGACGGGGGUAGAAAAGCGGGACUCUGAUCAGUGUGAUCAUGCAGUGCAGACUCCAGUGUCAGUUCAGCUGCACAGUGAUGACCUGUUUGUCAUUAGUGGCCUGGUCUGAAAUUAAUGGGCCUGAAGAUAUUCCCCUAGAUGAGAGGCGUGCCCAAUAGUGGAUUUGACUGAAUUUUUAUUUAUUAAUAUUUAUUAAAUUUUAAAGUUUUUCUUGAUUUUAUUUAUUUUUGUAUAUUUCCCAAAAGUAUUUGCUGGUUUAAAUAAAGUAAUUGUCAAGUGAUGCGCCUUUGUGCUGCGCUGUACCAUUCAGCAUCUUCUCAUAGAAAUGCGUUGUGCAGCACUGACCCCAGAAGCACCUCUAGUGGCCAUCUUAAUGACUGCCACUAUAGGUGUUCCUAGGCAGCAAUGUGCAAACUGCCUUUACAUUAAAAUGCCUGCAGGGACAGGCUAUAGAGGCUCCCUUGAUAAAGUCAUUUUUGCCAAAACAUUGGGGGCUUAUUGGUUGACUAUUGUCCUUUUUUUCUUCAAGCCCUGUGACCACCUAAAUAUUUUCAAGUUGUCCUACUGAAAGGACAUUACUUCAUGCAUACACACUGUAUAUGCAAUCAUUUAAGGGAGAAGACUCCACAUUUCUGUCAUAUCUUGACUAUUGGGAUCUUGCAUAUCUCAAUGAUCUCUAAACCUGUGUAUUCUGAAUUGCUAAAAACCUAUUGUUUGCACAGAUGACAAAGUUUACAACUCAGUUGCCAGUUAAUAAUUUAUUUAUAUCCGAAUAACCUUCACUGUAUUUUUCAAUACAAAUAUUCAAAAUACAUUAUUUUGUUUUAUAUAUUUUUUGUUUCAUGAAGAUAGUCAAAAUAAUUACCUGGGGUCCAUCAGGUGCCGAAUCACCUCCUCUGUGAGAGCCAGAGGCUCUUUGCGUUGAGCCAAGCUCAGCAGUGCAGGGCUUAGAAACAUAGAAUGUGACUGCAGAUAAGAACCAUUUGGCCCAUCUAGUCUACCCAGUUUUCUAAAUACUUUCAUUAGUCCUUGGCCUUAUCUUAUAUCUAGGAUAGCCUUGUGCCUAUCCCACACAUGCUGAAACUUCUUCACUGUGUUAGCCUCUACCAAUUCAGCUGGAAGGCUUUUUCCAUGCAUCCACUACCCUCUCAGUAAAGUAAUACUUGCUGACUUUAUUUUUAAAUAUUUGCCCCUCUAAUUUAAGACUUUAAAUUAUGUCUUCUUGUGGUAGUUUUUCUUUUAAAUAUAGUGUCCAACUUUACUGUUGAUUCCCUUUAUGUAUUUAAAUGCUUCUAUCAUAUCCCCCCAGUCUCGUUUUUCCUCCAAGCUAUACAUUUUAAGUUCGUUUAACCUUUUAUUGUAAGUUUUAUCCUGCAAUCCAUGAACCAGUUUAGUAGCCCUUCUCUGAACUCUCUAUAAUGUAUCAAUAUCCUUCUGAAGAUACGGUCUCCAGUACUGUGUACAAUACUCCAAGUGAGGUCUCACCAGUGUUCUGUACAAUGGCAUGAGCACUUCCCUCUUUCUACUGCUAAUACCUCUCCCUAUACAACCAAGCAUUCUGCUAGCAUUUCCUGCUGCUUUAUUACAUUGUCUGCCUACCUUUAAGUCGUCAGAAAUAAUUACCCCUAAAUCCAUUUCCUCAGAUGUUUCGGUUAGGACUCUAUAUAAUAUUCUGUACUCUGCCCUUGGGUUUUUACGUCCAAGAUGCAUUAUCUUGAACUUAUCUACAUUAUAUGUCAGUUGCCACAACUGACCAUUUAUCUAGUUUGCCUAACUCAUAUUUCAUUUGGCUUAUCCCUCCUGGAACAUCAACCAUGUUACAUAUCUUAGUGUCAUCAGCAAAAAGACAUACCUUAUCUUCAAGACCUUCUGCAAUAUCACUAAUAAAAAUAUUAAAGAGAAUGGCUCCAAGUUCAGAUCCCUGAGGUACCCCACUGGUGACAAGACCAUACCUUAGCUCAGGGUUAGGCAUCCUUCGGCUUUCUGUUGUGGACUACAUCUCUCCUGAUGCUUUAUUAGGAACAUGAAUCUAAGGGCAUUAAGGGAGAUGUAGUCCACAUCUGGGGUGCAGAAGGCUGUUUACCGCUGGGUUAUUGGCUGAGAGCUGUCUGCUGAUGCUUUCAACCAAUGAGAUGGUCCUGCACAGAAUGGUUUAGCUCAGGAAAGAAUCUGAGCACUAAAUGGUUCAUGAGCAAUGGCUUCCAGUUCAGUAAUAGUCUUAGAUUUGCAUGCGGCAACUGCCUUCUUCAACUCCCAGCAGAGAUUUUCCAUGGGGUUCACUGAAACCUUAGUGUCUGUUGCCAUCAAGUCUUGUUGCAGGUCUUUUGCAGUCAUUCGAGGAUUUGUUUACAACCUGCCUUCUCAGAAAUCUGGUUGCAGCCAUUGAUGGCUUCCUUUUUCUACCAUGUCCGUAUAGUGGAACCACUGUACCUUCUGCUUUGAACUUGCGAACUGUGCUUCCAACUGUGUCUCUAAGAACAGUCAGUGCCUUUGCCAUCUUUUUGUAUCCUGUUCCUUGUUUGUGAAGGGUAAUGAUCUAUUCUCUUAACUUUGUGGAACAUUCUUUUGACUUAGCCAUACUUCUAACAUGCAGUCAAACAUGACACUCAACAAACCCCUAGCCAGUUCAGGUAUUUCAAGUAUUCCAGCUCAAGCACUCCUGAUGCAACUAAUGAAGCCCUUGAUUAGUUGCAUCAAGUGUGCUAGCAUAUUUGUGCUGUUGUGAGUGAUACUAUUUAGGGGAUAAUUUUGAGACUGGAGAAGUCAUUAUAAGUUGCAUUUUCAGUAAAAUUUGGGGAAAUUGUUUGAAGCAUUUGUUGUGUUGAUCUAUUUCAAUUCCUGUUGUUUGAUUUGCUCAUUGGAAACAGUUGAAAGUCUGUACAUUUUGACCUGGUUUUCAGUGGGGGUUGAAUGAUUUUGAUUGUGUGUGUGUGUGUGUGUGUGUGUAUGUAUAUAUAAUACAUUUUUUUUUUUCUUAACCUAGCCUUGGUGAAGGCAAAGUCUAGAUUUUAAUAAAGACAGCAGGUAAAUAUUAUUCCUCCUGUUUCCCUUCUCUUGCUCCUGAUUUUUUUGUCAUUUUUGUGGGACUUUAUUUUGUGACACGUUAUUGCUUUGGUUUUUGUGUUUGUUUAGACUCUCAUGUGUGCCAUGUAUGUUUUGUAUGUGUAUGAUUUGACCCAUCCUUAUUCUGAUCAUAGUUGAUCAUACAUUUGCUUCAUUGUGGUCUGCAUUUUGUAUCACUUCUAUUUUUUUUUUUCUUCUAUUACUGCCUCCCAUAUGCUCACAUUUCUCUCUCUUUCCCUGUGGUUUAAGGGAACCGCUCUGAUUCCUUCUUGGGCUAUGGCUGUUUGUUUGUUUAGGAAUUUUUGCUUACCCGUUUUGGAUUUGUUUUCUCUUCAGCCAUUCUCUACCUGUUCGAAAAGAGGCUCUAGCGGGAGCCUAUUAUGGUGUUAAUAAAUGCAUCUGGUUUCUGAUUGGUUACUUUUUUUUUUUUUCUUAUCCCACUUAGUUGAAGGAGGUUUAUUGAGUUCUCUGGCACCAUAAUGUUUCUUGUUCUCUUUUUAUGCAUAAAACUAAUGGCUGUCCUCAAUAUAAUUAUUAUAGUAGUUUCUCUAUCACAUGGUUUGUUUUGUCAACGUGGAAGGAAUGUCAAGGCCGCUCACUUCUUUUGUUGUGUAAAUUCUUAUUUAAACCAAUGUGGUCUUGCCACUAAAUGCCAACUUAAUAUAGCAUACAAAAAAUAUAUAUAUUUUUUUGCUUUGUUUUUCUCUUCUUUAAUCUACCAAUACACUUUUUCGUUUUAUAAUUUCAGGUAAAUGAAAGUAAAUACUCUUCACUUUUAACGUUUUGCCCAGUUGGCUGAUUGUGUCAGACCCUAACAAUACCAUCAACUUUUCCUUGCUGGGUUUUGCCAUUCAUUCAUUUAACGUAGCGGAGUUACAGUAUUUAAUCAGCAUUGUGUGUUUUAAAUGACAGUAAGUGUAGAUUGUAAUAAACAGCCAGGCUGUGUAUGUAAAGCUACGGAUAGUAACGGAACUUCUCUGCGCUAUUUAAGCAAAGUUCCAUUUCAGUUGCUAAUCUAAUUUACCCACAAUCCAUCAGACAAGACUGAGAGAAGGGCAAAUGGCCGAUUAUGGACAGAGGAAAACAAAAUGGAGGCAGCCAGGUAGCAGGAAAGAUGUAAAUAAAAAUUAAGGCAAGUGCCAAAGAGGGGAGUAUAUAAUUAUUAAAGUAGAAAAUGGCAUGAGGAAAGGAAAACCUAAUAAAAGAAACAAAAACAUGGCCGAACCGCUUUAAGCUUGGGGCAGCACUGAAAAAUGUCCCGUUGUACCCAAAAUUGAUGUCCGUUGCACUCUUAGGCAGGAGCUGCUAUUUGUAGCCAAUAUUCCUAAUCCCGUCCUUCUCCAUUUUUGAUAUGCCAGCAGGAGAAUUGGGGGGAGAGAGAGAUUCAUACCUUUUCUUUUCUCCUGUAACAACAUAUUGGUGAUGGAAUAAGGGCAGAGUUAAUUUAAUGGUGGUGGUCAGGUUGGAGUAAAAAUCUCUCAAUCAGAUUGUGUGUCUCAUAGAGAUCAUCUGAUUUGCACAGAACAGCAUUUUUAAUGGUAAAAAAAAAACAAAACUACUUUUUAAUCCUUGCGGGGUAGGGGUUGUUUUAUUUUCACACAACGAAUAUCUUGUAAUUUAAAUUGCUCUCCAAUUACCGUAUAAGUAAUUAUUAACCUGUUGACCUGGAAAUAGUUUACGAGUUCGUUGUUAUAUAUGUAUUUCUAAUGGUACAUAAAAUCAGUUCUGAUAAACUGUUAAACUAAUAGUUAUUUUUCUGAAUAUGAAAUCUUCAUCUGGUAGCAAAUAUUAAACAUUGUAACAACCAGCAAGAAUAAGUCUUAAUGUUUAAAACCAUAACUGCAAUUGAAUUUUACGGACAUGUAAUUUAAAUUAAAUCCACCAUGACGAGCAUAGUUGCUGCCUUAGAGUGUUGUAACUCCCACCAUUCUCAGGCUGUGACCCAAUUCUGUCUUGUGUGAAGACGCUGCAGUGUGCUAGUCACACAGUACAUUGCAGUUGCUAAUGCAUGGUGUAAUGUCAUCUAUAGCGCAUUACCGCAUUAGAAAACAUCUGCUUGUUGAAAUAAGGGGCAAAUCAUGCAGUAGAUAUAUACUGUCAGAGACAAUGCAGUGUAACAAAAAAUGUCUGUUGUGUUCACGGAGAAAUAAUUAGUAUUUCUCUCCAUUUUUUGUUUCGUGGCAUGCUGUGUAAAAAUGUAUCCUGAGAUACCACAUCUAUUUCAGUAUGUUUUUAAAAGAACACCACUUCUAAAAUAAAGUUUAGAUGCAUCAGUUUUAUAGACUACAAAUAACCAUUUACAGUAAAAGUAUAUAAAGCAAUUUAUGUAGGGAUUACCUUGGCUUAGUAAUGUAGUAGUUCAUUGUGCAUUUAUUAGUCUCUUCCAUGGUUUAACUUCAAAUAGUUAGGGCACCAGAUGAGCCAGUAUGGAGAAAUGUGUGUUGUGUGAGAUGGUGUACAUUUCAGGGAUGUGGAAUUUAUAUCGCCUGACGCCAGGGACAUGCAGUUCGGGGUGUUGGACAAAAAGAUUAUUUUUAUUCAUUAAACCCAGCUGUGGGUUAACAGGGCUGCUUUGGGAGGAAUUGGUGCCCGGCAGGGAGUGUAUCGCAGGCAGGUGUACAGGGACGCUGUGGGUUGGGCCGGCUGCAGUUUGCAGGGAGGUUUGGGGAAUGGCAGCAACCAACCGCUAUUCACAGUGCUUAGGAUUUGUGGUCACAGGGAUUCAGCGUGAUGUCCUAUCUCGACUGCUAAUGCGCUGUAAAGGGUAGAGUGAGCAUGGGACAGGCUACUCAUCCACUGAACAUCUGAUGCUAGUAAUCUGUGCUGUUUGUGUGUAAAUGUGUAGUUUGUGUGUGGCAGUAUGCAGUGCGUUUGGGUCUGUGUGUUGUGUUUGUGUAUGGUUGUGUGCAGUAUGUUUGUAACACACUCAGCGCACUCAUCACAUACAGCCAGCACACACACACACAUCUAAUAGAGCCACCUCUCUCACACACUUCUAAUAGAGCCGAGACACACAACGCACGUGACAUAAAGCCAGGACACUUCAUACAGGCCAAAGACUUUAGCACAUCAAACGUUCAUUUGAUGAAAGUCCCAAGAGGGGUAACGCCCAAAAAUAAGGGGUACCAGCUAUGCAUAAACUCUGGGAUAAUGUAUGGAAUUAUUAGAGUUUUAAGGAGGCACAACAUAAACUGUUUGUGAGUGCAGAACUGCCUACAUUUUAUUUAUUUUUUGGUCACAUAAGCAGUAAAAAAAAAAAAAAACAUACCCCUCCCUCACCACCAUUUUCAGUUAAUUUGUUUAGUCUCCAAGUAAAAUGAGUAAAUCGAAAACUAGGGCAGCAACAAAUUGCUUUGCUUGUGAACACAAACUUGUUACCCCUUGUUGGUGGAUGGGCACAUUCCAGCAUUAUUUAUAGACCUGCAUGUCUAGAUAUUGAUCCAUAGAUAGCAAACAUGCAUGAUGUUUUGGUUUAACUCCUGCAGUUGCUGUUGGCAAUAAUAGAUAAAUUAAAACCUUAGUCAUCACACAUGUGAGCUCAUAAUGUUGUGUUUUUUUGUUUUGUUUUUAAUCACAUCCAACAUACUGUUAUACCAAGUUUUAUUUUGUUUAUAUGUUUAGAAUUGCUAACCGUUGCAUUGCUUUACAUUUAGGGUUAAUGACUAAACAAAAUCAGAGCAGAGUAAAUGGUGAUAAUGUCACCAAUUACAGGAAUGCCAUUCCCUCCAUGCUUCCAAGCACUGUCAGAGAGUAUUAUCUUAGGAAAUGCCUAUAGAUAUUUUUGUUCCGUCAAGCAUUUAAAUAUUUACUGAUUAUUUUGAAGAAUAAGCCCAGAGAUUAGAACACGUUCGUAAACGUAUGAUUGACCAAGCCGGUGUGGGAUAUUUAAAUAUUUAAACAAUUAUUUCCUCCCUUAUGUAACUUGAGCUGCAUCUUUGAAAUACUUUGCAUGUGCAAAAAACUGCAUAGUAAUAGAGGUGGGGGAAAAAAGCCCAUAAUGUAAAAGGGUUAUGCAGACCAAAAACAACGUUUUAGUUAAGGUUUUUGGUUAGAAGAAUCCCUUGCUGGCACUGUGUCCCACUGCCAUAAAUGGUUAAAAAGUAAACAUAUCUGCGAUCCCACACAGAGGCCAAGUUCUCCCUGCAGCCCAAUCCUCCAGUGUCAUUCUGCUUCACUGCUGGCCUUGGGGGAGGAUUUUUGCAGCACAGAGGGGGUAGCCGUGUUGCCAUUGGUCGUCUAUCAUCGGUAUGUUGUGCGUGUUGUUGACCGGCUCCCAAAAUGCACAGAUUAAUGGAGGAAAAAAAAUUCAUUGCUGAAAUGCAAACCUUUUUUUUUUUUUUUAAUUAUUAUUUAAACCAUUCUCUAUUGUGUAAGACUAUAGCACUUAAUAUAUCAUUUACAUUUUAGUCCUACAUUGUGCCAAGUGAUGUUUCUGUUAUGAUAUGUGAGAAAUUACUACACAGUGAGGUAUGCUGUGGAUACCAGUUUGGAUACCAAGAUAUUUUGAAGAAAAGGCAUGUCCUCUCUCAAACAUGUUUGCAUGAGGUGUAAUAGUUGACGAAUGGACCAUUUCAUUGGAGUACACAUUUUACUCCUGAUCUGAUUUGCACAAUGUAUACUAUAUAGGAAACAGUGGGUGAUGUAGGUAAUACCUUACUGUCAUACAUAGUACAUUAUAUAUACAACCAAGUAUUGACGGUUGGGAUAUUUUAUAAAAUGACUUUCUAUAUUGCAGAUGAAGUGCCUGCAGACAUGGUUGCAGAAGAAUCAGGUCCUGGUGCACAGAAUAGUCCAUAUCAACUUCGCAGAAAAACUCUCGUCCCUAAAAGAACCGCUUGUCCAACAAAGAGCAGUAUGGAGGUGAGAGAAGAGAGAUGCAUUCUUUGUCCGUGGUCUAUAAAAUGUACCUCUAAAGUAAAUGAAAUGUUGACCAGAUGUCAAUAUAAAUUUUGUAUCGCUGAGAUAUCGCUGAUUGCAACACAGUACGCAUUCUCUGUCCUUGUUUAUUUGCAGACUUACACAAUGGAUGCUUCUUUUAAAUCUAAAGCUAUAUAAUUUCUAUAUGAUCAUAUAUGUUUAUUCUAUAUGUUUAUAUGCAUAUAUGAUCACUUUGCUGCCCUUCAUAUUUCACUGCAAUAUCUCACCCCACCAGCAUUCAGAGUUAAAUUCAUAGCUCACGUUUAAAGAUAUGUUUCCAGUGGUUGAUCUGAUCUACAUUUCAUUCUAUUGUUGCUACCACAGGGCAGGAGAUUGGAUGGUUGUUUUUUUGAGUUGAGGGGAGUGAAUUCAUGUUUACAGUUUUCAAGUAGUGCAUUUAAAAAAAAAAAAAAAAACACCUUUUUUUGAGAGGUGUUCAGUUUACAGUGAUAUGGGUGCAAUUUUAAACUGCCUUUUUAAAUUUUUUGAUAAAGCUUCCCUUAAUUUCUUAUUUAUUUGCUAGAGCCUGCAGCAGCACCCUGUGUGUGAUUAGAAGUCCAUAUUUCCUGCUCUACUAAUUAUACUUAUAGGGACACUAUUACUAGAACUGCUACAGCUUAAUGUAGUUGUUCUAUUGUCUAUAGCAUAUCCAUGCAGGCUCUUUAAUGUAAACACUGCCUUUUUGGAGAAAGUCAACUGGAGGUUGAUGUACGGUGUUUCCACAUUCUGCAUGGAGACACUAAACGCUUCCCGUAGAGUCGCAUUGAUUCAAUGCAUCUUUAUGAAGAGAUGCUGAUUGGUGUCUAUGGGAAAGCAUUGGAUUGGCUUAGAUUGUCAAAUUUGAUGAUCUCAGCCAGGGAGACAGAGCACGGCCAGCUGCGGCGAGACUGGUUUGGCAUUGGAAAAACAGGGAGUAGAACACCUUUUUAAAGUACGCAGUGACAGGCCGGAAGCCUAAACUGUAUGUUUAGAACUAUAGUGUCAGGAAUGCAUGUUUGUCAAUUUUUGGGUUGCUUUGGGGAUCUGUGCAUUUGUUAAAGGAUUACUCCAACCACUCUGACCACUUCUGUGAUUUGAAGAGUUCCUGUUUGUAGGAAUCUGUGUGCAGCGUUUCUUCUUGUAACUCUGCACGUACAGGUAAAUCUGCACUUUUGUGCUGUUGACUAGUUACACCCCAGGCAAAUGUAACUUUGGCAGCCCCAAACUCUGUUCCAGACUGCCUAAUGUCCGAUUUGUGCAGAAAAUCUGUCGUCGGUACGCACAGCAAACUAGCAAUGGAUGUAUUGAGCUGGUCCCUUGUAGACAGAGCCUGCAAAGCAAAGCAUUUUCUCCCUGCCUCCCUCCCUUCCUGAGUUGAGCUCUCCCUCUCUCCCUAUCCCCUUAAUAUUGUUUGUAACUUUCACGAGCAACUAGUCAUUUUUGAGUGAAAAUUCUGCCCUGGCGAGUAGAAAUAUACCACUAGUGAGUGUGACUUGGACCUUUCAGGCAUACAGUGACGUUUAAAGCAUGGCUGGUGGUUUAUGAUUGAUAAUUGUAAGGUCUAUUAACAAAGUUUAUAAAACCAUACACUGCCUGUUGUGACUUUUAACCAUCCAAUUAACAUAUUAACAUAUUAACAAAUAUUAACUAAUUAACAAAUUAAUAUAUUUACCAUUUCUAUUUCUUUGUUUUUCAUUUAGGGUGCUUCCACCUCAACAACUGAAAACUUUGGCCAUAGAGCAAAACGUGCCAGAGUGUCUGGGAAAUCCCAGGAUCUGCCUGGUAAGAUGGAUUUCAAAUUACAAGCAUAGAUUAUUACAAAACAAUUCUUACCUUUUUUUUUUGUUUGUUUUUUUUGUUUAGAGCAGAGACAUUGUUUAUCUGUAAUUUGGCGUGUUGGCCAAUUUGUGUUCUAAGGUAUGUUUUUUUAUUUUUUUAAUAGCAGCCCCUGCAGAGCAAUAUCUUCAAGAAAAACUACCAGAUGAGGUGGUUCUGAAGAUCUUUUCUUACCUGCUGGAGCAGGAUCUUUGUAGAGCAGCUUGUGUGUGCAAGCGUUUCAGCGAACUUGCAAAUGAUCCGAUUUUGUGGUAAGUCCAGCAUAUAAAAUUCCUUGAGGGAAUGUGAUUUCAUAUUAAAAAUGGGAUAGUUGUUUAGUAAGAGAGAUGAUCUGAAAAGUCUUUAAUGUAGUGUGCAAAAUAUAAAUUGAUUUUCGGUGAACUCUGACAGUAAUAGAGCAACUGUCCAGGGGGUCAGUGAUAUCAUAGUAUAAGUUUUUCCUUAAAAUUCACUUUAUAUUGAAUGAUUUUUAAAUGGAAAUGGUUAUCAAUUAUAUUUAAAAAAAAUGCAAUACUUACAGAACAUCCAGGGGGCAAAAGUUAUUACAGAAUGUAAUUCUCUAAUUCUUAUACAACUUUUUAUUUAACACACAAGUUUUGUGUUGCUCACUUAUUUGAUUGUUUUUUAGGAAACGAUUGUAUAUGGAAGUAUUUGAAUAUACACGUCCAAUGAUGCAUCCUGAACCUGGGAAAUUUUUUCAAAUUAACCCUGAAGAAUAUGAGCAUCCAAACCCAUGGAAAGAAAGCUUUCAGCAAUUGGUACGAAUAUAUUUUACAAGAUCAGUUUAACUUUUUACAAACUGCCACAGCCCAAUCUCCACUAGUCAAGCAAAAACUGAUGGCAGAGGGAAGGUUUUAGGCUUAAAUUUCAUGUUGUUAUAGCCAGAGAAUAGACACAUAUAUAGCAUGUUUUGGGACAAGUGUUCCAAGUACAGUUAUUGUGUUAUGUAACUUCCUGGUGUAAUAAAGGUGUAAUAUCUUUUAUAGGUGUUAGUUAAAAUGGAUUGGAAUCCAUCACGUCAUAAUGAAUACUUCAUAAAGGUGCUGCCUAAUAUUUCAUGAAACAUAAGCGAAAUGUGAAAAAGUGUUAGAAUCCUUUGGUCUACUGCAGCUUUAUAAAAAAAAAAAAAAAAAUUCCUUAUCCACAUCAUCUACAGACAAGAAUUGUUAAUUUUGUUAAAAGAAAUAUCCAAUACUUUUUUCACCUUUAAAAAUAUGGCUACAUUUUAAAAAACUUUUGUUACUGUAAAUUUAAACAUUUAGUUACCUGGGACUGGUUCUAGUUAUAUUUUCUUCCAUUGUGCUGGCUCCACCAGGUCCUUUUCCUCAGUGUUGCCAUCUUGGAGUUUCUAAGAUGGCAGCCGCUGAAACCGCUUCUUCUGCCCUUCCAAGGGUGUGCGCAUGAUGUCAUGUGCAUGCCCAGUACAUUUGUUAAACAAGAUCGAAAACUUGAGGAGUUAGGAAAACUCAUAAUAAGUCUCUAUUUGGAAAGAAACAUAUAGCUACUUUAAGUAGGCAGCAACAUCCUAAUCCAGUGGUAGGCAACCUCUGGUACUCCAGAUGCUGUGGACUACAUAUCCCUUGAUGCUUUGCUAGCAUUAUGGGAGAUGUAGUCCACAAUAUCUGGAGUGCCAAACGUUGCUUACACGUGUCCUAAUUCCUAUUACUGUUUUCUAGGUAAUUAAAAAAAUUCUGAACAAAAAUAUAUAAAUCCCAGUGCUUGAGAGGUGCCAGCACUGGCUGCAUUGUAACUGUUUGCUAUACGGUAAUAAUGUACAAUUUUUUGAUUAUUUUUUUUCCUCUUUCCCUCAUGACAGUAUAAAGGUGCACAUGUUAAACCAGGAUUUGCAGAACACUUUUACAGUAACCCUACAAGAUACAAAGGGAGAGAAAAUAUGUUGGUAAGGUGUUAUAUAAUAUAUAAAUAUAUAAAUUGUUAUAAGCCAAAUGAUUCGUAGAUUAAGAUUUUUGCAUAUUUCUUCCAGUACUAUGAUACAAUUGAAGAUGCUUUGGGUGGCGUUCAGGAAGCUCAUUUUGAUGGACUCAUUUUCGUCCAUUCUGGAAUCUACACGGAUGAAUGGAUUUACAUAGAGUCUCCUAUAACGAUGAUUGGUGCAGGUACUGUUCCCUUAUGUAUUACUAGAACUGAUAUGUAUUGACAUAACUGUUGGAAUAGUAAGUGUCAAUGUGGUGGGCUUAAGAUGUCCAAAUUCCGGUAGGCGUUCAAAGCCACCACUCUGGCAUUAUCUUGUUGACCAAGCAAGUUUAGUCCUGUGUGAAGUUAGUCCUCUGCAAGAUCGGAUUUCUUCCGUUUUUCUAAACAUUGCUCUGACUCCUGGAAAUACACACCAGCCAAUUUGUGGAAGUCACCACUUGCACAUCUAUAUAGUUCUGUGUUAAACCAUUUUUGAACAAUUUAACAAUUAAGGCGCGUCCCCAAGCGCCAGUCUGCCUCUGUUCGAGAAUGCUUUAACCCCUUAUGGUAAGCUACUCCCAAGGACCUUCUGGCACCAUAACAAUUUAUUUUUGACAAAGUUUUAAUGGUGCUUAAACUGUCCCAUUAAAUGGUUUUUGAAGAGUUGAACACAUUCGUCUGAAAGGUACGAUGGCACAAGGGAAAUCCAGGCACUAUGACAACUACAUUUGAGAUCAACUUGUUGAUGUGCCUGGAGGAUUCCUUUAACCUUACCAAAGUAUGUGAUCAUGACAUUUUGCACAGUUUUGCCAACUGCAUUACUUUUUGGCUUUUGUUGUGUCAUCUAUUUAUUUAUGUUUUGAUGUAUUUGUAAAUCCUAAAAAAAAUUUAAUUUUGUUUUCUUUUACAGCACCAGGAAAAGUUGCAGACAAGGUCAUAAUAGAAAACACUAGAGACUCAACGUUUGUAUUUAUGGAGGGGUCAGAAGAUGCCUAUGUUGGUUACAUGACAAUUAGGGUAAGCUACAUCAUCUAACCAUAAGCACUUUGAAUAGCGUAAUGUCCUCUAAAAAUUGAAUUUUUUUUAUAUUCAUGUAUAUGAAUACUGUUAUAAUCAAAAAAUAUUCAACCUAUUUACAAAUGACUGUUGUCCAAAUUUCAGCUGCUUGCAAUGAACAAUUUUAACAAAAGCAUUUGAAAUAGCUCAACACAAUGAAUGCUUCAAGUGAUUUCCCCUAAUGUAACUUAUGACUUGAAAGUCCAGUUUCAAAAUAAUUGAACAACUUCAUGGCAAGCAUCUUUAGUACUCAGUAAAGCACCCUUUUGCAGUCAUGACCUGCUGCAAAUGAGUUGCAUAGCCAGACACAAACUUUUGACAACGUUCCUGAGGAAUCUAACCCACUGCUCACAAGCAAUGGCCUCCAGUAGUAUUCUUGGGUUUGCUUCUUUAAAUCCCACCAGAGAUUUUCUAUGGGGUUGACGUCAAUUGACUGUGAUGGCCACAGUAGAAUAUUCCAGGUCUACUUCUGCAACCAGAUGAAUGGAUUUACAGUUUGCUUUUGAGAUAUGCUUGGGAUCAUUGUCUUGUUGGAAGUGCAAUGUGAAGCUUCAGCUUCCUCACAGAUGGCAUGGCGUUUUCUCCUAGGAUUUCCUGAAACUUCAAUAAAUCCAUCUUGCCUUCCACACAUGCAUACAGUGCCAGAGGAUGCAAUAGAACCCCCUGAGCAUCACUGAGCCACCGCUAUGCUUAUCUGUAGGCAGAGUGUUCUUUUCAGCGUAUUCUUAAUUCUUCUUCCUCCAGACGUACCGCUGAUCCAUUGGGCCGAAAAGUUCUAUUUGUUUCAUUGCUCCACAGAACAGAACCCCAAAACUCCUGUGGCUUAUUUAUGUGAUUUUGAGCAUAUUGAAGCCGACUUUGUGUGCUUUUGGGUCAGUAAUGAUGUACAUCUUGGAGUUCUGGCGUGGCAAACUUUUGCGUUUACUUCAUUCCUUACUGUGUUCAUUGAAACCUCCGUGCCUGUUGCCACCAGGUCUUUUGUAAUCAUUCAUUGCAUUGAACUAUUUCAGUUGAUUUUGUUUAAUUUGUGUAUUGCCAACAGCUAAAAGUAUGUAAAUGUUGACAGUAAAUCUUAUUUUACUGUUAAAUCUGAUUUUCAGUGGGAGUUUAAUAAUUGUAAAUGCAACUGUAUAUGUAUAUAACUGUAUGUGUUUCUCUCUAUCAAAUGUUGCAUAUACCAAGGUGAUGUGCUAUCCCCAAUACUGUUCUGCAUAGGCUUCAACCCACUCAGUUAGAUCAUCAAGAGAGUGGAGAUCAUCCACAGAUCAUCCACCUGCUCUACAUGGACGUCAUCAAGCUGUAUGCCAAGAAUGAAAGGGACAUUGACUCACUGACACACUGAGCUAGGAUAUAAAGCAAGGACAUCAGAAUGUCAUUCAGGCUAGAUUAGUGUGGGCAUAUGAUAGCAAAAAGAGGGAAAAUCGGGUCAGAAGGAAUUCAAGUACCAGAAGACCAAAUAGGCGAUGUAGAGAACCGCUACAAGUACCUUGGUGUACCACAAACAUAUGACAAGCAUGAGGAAGAGACAAGGAUGAUAGCAACAUCCAAGUACCUCCAGAGAGUCAGACAUGUCCUGAAGUCCCAGCAUAAUGGCAAGAACAAGAUCCAAGGCUUUAACACACAUGCCCUCCUGGUCAUCAGGUAACCAGCUGAAAUAAUAACCUGGCCAAAGAGAAGAACUGGUCACCAUGGAUGUCAAGACCCAGAAACUACUCACUGUGAAUAGAUGAUUUGACCCAAAAUCCAGCACCCAGAGCCUGUACACCAACCAGAAGGAAGACGGUUGGGCCCUUAUGAGUGUCAAGGCCACAGUCCUGGAUUAAACACAUGGCAUCCACAAGUACACCCCAAAGAUGGCUUCCAAAGAUAAACUGCUAAGGGAAUGCCUCAGACUUCAACAGAUAGAGGAUGCAGAAAAGGAGGUGGUUUCAUGUACCACCGGCAGAUAGUGGAUGUGGCUCGCAUUAUUUUUUUAUUAUUUAUAUGGUGCCAGCAAAUUCCGUAGAAUUGUACAAUGGGUGGACUAACAGACACGUAAUUGUAACCAGACAAAUGGACGCACAGAAACGGGUUGAGGGCACUGAGCCUACAUGCUAGUGGGAGUAGGGAUGAUAAAACCCUACCAGUGGUUGGAAAAGGCAGGACUGAAACACAGCACUGAGACAUUAAUUCUAGUAGCACAGGAAUGGGCACCAGAUCAAUAGAAGCAGUGGUUUACCACACCAGACAAGACCCAAGGUACAGACUGUGCAAAGAGGCUUCUGAGACAAUCCAGCAGAUAGUGAGCGGUUGCAAGAUGUUAGCGCGAACAGAAUACACUGCGAGAAACUACCAAGUUGCUUAGAUUGUGUUCUGAAAUAUCUUCUCAGAAUAUGGGGUAUACCUGCUUAUGUCCAGACGGGAGAUACCACAAACGGUAGUUAAGAAUGACAGAGCUAAAACUUGCUAAACUGUGAUAGGAGCACUCAGGGCUGUAACUCCCAAGUUGGGGGAGUGGCUUCAAUAGAUUUCAGGUGGGACAUCUGAGAUCACGGUCCAGAAGAAACGGUCUAGAAACUAAGAUACAGCACAGAACCCUCAGACUCACAGGCCUCUGGUAGAAAAUGAGGAAUAAAAUAUCGAGAGGGAUGGAGGGAUAGAACAAAAUAAAUAUAUAUAAUUUAUUUGUUUGUCCACCACAGUAAAUUUGGCACUUUUCAUAAAGCUAUUUUGUCUGUUGCUUGUGCAACACAGCAGUAUAUCAACUGUCUGCUUUACAAUGAUACUAUCUAAAUGACAUUGUACAUUUUUUUUCUUUUUUUCCAUUAAACUUUGUAAAUCUUCCAAAUUUCCCACUAAACUAGUCCAGACCAAAAUAGUGUGUUAUAAUAUAUGUAUUAAAAUAUAUUUAUAUAAUAAAUAGGUACUGUUAGUAGUUGGCUUGUCCAUUUAAGUUUGUCUCCUUCACCACUCUAAAUUAUCUUAAACAUAUUGCAGAAACCUUAAGUCUGUUUGCUUCAUAUUUUUAGAGUUUGUUUUUCUUUCAGUUUAACCCUGAUGAUAAAUCAGCCCAGCACCAUAACGCUCAUCACUGCUUAGAAAUAACAGUGAACUGCAGUCCUGUCAUUGACCACUGUAUCAUUCGUAGUACCUGCACAGGUAUGUGGUUUUACAUUUCUCUUUACAUUUUAACUUAUUUGUGGUUUAAGUUUGUGUAAUACCAUUUAAAUUGGUAAAAAUAAGUUAACACACUGCAAUAUGCAGCCGUUAUAAUUCAGAAUUUAAUAACGAAUGGGCACUUACUGUAUUUGCACAAAGCCGAUUCCAAGAAUGCUUACUGACUCUCUUCUCUUCCAGUUGGUUCUGCUGUUUGUGUCAGUGGCCAAGGAGCCUGUCCAACCAUCAAACACUGUAACAUCAGUGACUGUGAAAACGUAGGGCUAUAUAUUACAGAUCAUGCGCAGGUAUUGCCAUAAUACUAUCUAUUUAGUUUACUUGCCUUUUUAAUAAUAAUAAUAAAAAAAUGUCAUUCAUGUUUUUGUUUUUUAAUUAUCAGGGGAUAUACGAAGACAACGAAAUCUCCAACAAUGCGCUUGCUGGUAUUUGGGUUAAAAAUCAUGGCAACCCUAUAAUUAGAAGGAAUCACAUACAUCAUGGACGAGAUGUUGGUGUAUUCACAUUUGACCACGGCAUGGUGAAUAGUUUCUGCCUGUAUUAUCUCCCCCCCCACCCCCCUCCCUUUCCCAUUUUGUUUAUAUAUUACAUGGAAGUACUAAUCCAUCUGUUGUGUGCUCUUUUUUUUUUUUUUAAACAAAUAAAAUAUUAUUUUUACUCCUGUCCCUCUAAGCCUGGGCUUUGUUAAAAUGUAAAAAAGAAUAAUAUAUAUAUAUUUAAUUUUUAUAUAUAAGAUUGACUGGGACUCUCGUGAGCGUUUUAAAAUUAUUUCUGUUUGCAGGGUUAUUUUGAAAGCUGCAACAUACAUAGAAAUAGAAUAGCAGGCUUUGAAGUGAAAGCCUAUGCCAAUCCCACAGUGGUAAGAUGCGAAAUUCACCACGGACAGACGGGAGGCAUCUAUGUCCAUGAAAAAGGAAGAGGCCAGUUCUUGGAGAACAAAAUCUAUGCAAACAAUUUUGCAGGUGUUUGGAUUACCUCAAAUAGUGACCCGACCAUACGGUAAAUAUAAUAUGAUUUCUGUAUUCCAUCACAAUGCAGUAUCAGUGCCCAGGUAUUUGUAGCAAAAUAAUAUUUAGAGAUGAGCUUGAUCCUGUAGAGCACUUCCUAAAUUAUUGCCCUUUGUAACAAAUAACAUAAAAGUGCAGUUCCAAUUGCAUCAACUAAUUCUGCAUCGUGUGUUUGAACAUAUUUGUUUUGUAAAAGUUUGACAUGAUGCAGUAACUGUGGUGUUCAUUUUCAAAAGAUGUGAAAGGUUGAGUGAUGGCACUUUGCCUGCAUGGUUUAUGUAUUCAUGCCCCUAACUGUAUGCAAUAGGGUGUAUUUUUAACGCCUUUCCUGCAUGUCGUGCUAAUCUGUUAUGUUUAUCAUUGCUGCUGUGUGUUCGUCAAAUAGAUAUUUUUAUUCCCUAGCACGUAUUCCGUUAAAACAAACAUGCAUUAUUCUUGAACGCUGCAAUCUUUAUCUGUUCCUCUUUCUCUAUCUAACAAUGUGCUAUAUGUGCCUUGCAGUCAGGCAAGGCUUGUGUAUGGCCGUUAGCCACGGAAGAGGAAGUGCUGUAUAUUUCCCUUUUCUUUUAUAAUCAGCAUUGCCUUUUUGCUAACCACAGGCGGCACAAUCAUUCUGAUCUGUAGAGCUUAUUGCUGGCUUGCAGCAGCCAGCUAGUCUAAGAAUUUCCUUUUACUCAUCCGUUUUCUACAGCAGUCACUACAAGCAGUACUGUUGGUACUGCAUGGGGUAAAGCCAGUGGCUGGAAAGACUGAUGGCUAAUAAAUGAUUCAGAGCCCAUCCUGCAGCAGCUAAUGGCCAGCUCUCUGUUUUUAUCUUCCGUCUUAGACAGACUUCUUUAAAAUCUGUUCCCAGAAGUAAAGUCCUCCCGAAUGACUUGACAAAAGCAGAGAAAAAAUGCAUUUGUUUUAGAAGAUAUAAGGAGAAAAUAUUUCACAAAUGGCUACAUCGAAACUGAAGCUACUUAUUUACAACUUUGUCUGAAUUCAACUUGUAAAUAAUUGAAGCCUGCUUUGAAAGUAUUUACAAACAGCCAUUGUACAGGAGACUUCUGAAUAUCGAUAUAUCUUUAGCCAUCUGGCACAAGCAGGUCAUGGUUUUAUCCUGGACAUUUUAAUGUUUGUCGAGCUUAUUGCUUGAAAAUCCAGUCUUUCACCAUAUAGAAAAAAUAAAAAAAUGUGAACUUACAUGUGAGCAACAGUCCAUAAACACAGCUGAACCACGGAAUGCUAUGGUAGAUUAAUAGUAGAGAGAUCUCUGGUAGUUACUGGUUGUAGUCCUAUCUCAGUCGGAGUCCCUCAAGGUUCAGUUCUUGCUCCCCUUUUGUUCUCUCUCUAUACUGCCUCUCUUGGCAAACUUAUUAAUUCAUAUGGAUUCCACUACAACCUGUACGCCGACAACACCCAGAUAUUCCUCUCUUCCCCUGACCUCUCCCGUGCUGUUGUACAACGUGUCAACAAUUGCCUCUCUUCUAUCUCUGCUUGGAUGUCGUCCUACUUUCUGAAAAACUGAGUUUCUUAUUUUUCCUCCUCAUAACACUGAUCUUCCUCCUUCACUCUUCCUGCAGGUUGACUGUACCUGCCUCCCCCAUCCUUUCAAACUCGCUGUCUUGGUGUCAUUUUUGAUCCUGGCCUCACCUUUGCACCUCAUGUCCAGUCUGAUUCCAGCUUAAAAAAAUUGCCCGCAUAUGCCUCUUUCUUAAGCAAGAUGCUGCCAAGGAGGCUUGUUCACGCUCUAAUAAUCUCUUGCCUGGAUUACUGAAAUUCUCUCCUAAUUGGUCUCCCCAGAAGCUGUACUGCCCCCCUAAAAUCUUUGAUGAAUGCUGCUGCCAGGCUGAUCUUUCUCUCCUGUCGCUCCUCUCACACCUCAUCUCUUUGUUAAUCCUUACACUGGUUUCCUGUACCCUAUGGGAGUCAAUUUAAAACCCUUACCUAUAAAGCCCUAACCAACUCUAGCUCCUCUUACAUUUCUGCACCGAUUCAUAGGUAUGCCCCCUCUCGGUCUCGCCGCUCUACUGGUGACCUGUCCGUUGCUCGCACCCUUACUGCAAAUUCACGCUUGCAAGACUUCUCACAGGCUGCUUAUUUUCUUUGGAACAGCAGCCUGCCUACCCCUGUCAAUCUCCCUUAGUCUUCAAUCCUUUAAAAAGUCCAUCAAAACCCAUAUUUUCAUAAGAGUAAUGGCUAUCUCUUAAACCUUCCUCUUGCUUUCUCCUAUAGGGCCACACUCCACUCUCAACUCCAGUUCUGCUACUUUCCCUCCAUGUCGAUUUGCUUUCUCCCUCAAUACCUCUCCUAUUGUGUUUAUACCCACCUCCUCUAGAUUGGAAGCUUGUUUGAGCAGGGUCCUCCUUUACCUAUUGUUCCUGUUACUUUUUUUUUUUUUUUAUUGUCUCAUUAGGUAAAUUCCCCUCUUAUUGUAAAGCGCUGCGGAAUAAGCUGGUGCUAUAUAAAUAACCAAUAAUAAUAGUGUAGGGUCAUUGCCCAGGUAUUAGCGGCAAAAGUGGGAUAUUUACAGUCAGGUGAGAGAGACUUAAUUUGGUGGUUUGUAGAGCCCGUCUCAAAUUAUUUGCCAUUCGGUUGUUAUUGUUUUGUGUGACUGGUCAAGAUGAUAUUUCAUGUAACACUGAUAAUUAUUUUUAUCCAGUCUGUAUAUUGCAUUGUUUGCACACGUGGCGUUCUUUAGCAAAGGACUAUAGUGGUGGUAUCAUGAUAGUUCUAAGAAAUAUGUAUUGCAUCAUGUCACCACUAAGAAAUGAAUUUUGCGUGCGCAAAACUAUUUAUUUGCUAAUUUUGCAGCAGUUUUCUCAAUAAAGCCAGUAUGCGAGGAAAUUAAAAUGUUGCACAUAUGCUCCGGGUGUGGGAUUUUAUUUUUUUUGCAAUGCAUGUAGAGGUUAAAAGUUUUAAAUAUAUAUCUAGAAAAUGUAUGCAUGAAAUUCAGAAGUUAUGAGUAACUAGUCUCACAAUGGGGAAAAACACUCAUUUUUAUUUGUUUUUAUAGGUAUUUGCUGAACAAAAAUAACUAAAUGUGUUACCAUAAUAGUAAGCAUGUACUGAAAGUGUAUAAUGUAUGAAUGUAUUUGUUUAACUGCACAGUACAAAACAACUCACUGUUAAGGAUGAACCUCCCAUUUGUAGACCUUUGUUAAGAUGUCAGUAUUUCUUAUACCUUAUUUUGACUUUUUUUUUUUUUUUUUCCUCCUCCCCUGGUUACUUUUUAUUUUCUUUCUCUUCAAGCCAUCUUAUAUGUACCUAAUCAUUUUUUUCUUCUAAUUUUUCUUCAAGGGGAAAUGCAAUUUUUAAUGGAAAUCAAGGUGGAGUGUACAUAUUUGGUGAUGGAAGAGGCCUUAUAGAAGAAAAUGACAUUUAUGGUACUUUUUUUGUUUUGAUUUUGUUUGAUUUUAGUAAAAAAUAAAUGUUAAAACUUGUCUAUUUAUCUAUCUUUUUAACAUUUAACAGGUAAUGCUUUAGCAGGCAUACAAAUACGUACAAACAGCUGCCCUAUUGUGAGACACAAUAAAAUUCACGAUGGUCAGCAUGGUGGAAUCUAUGUGGUAAGUGUUUAACUGGGAUAAUUUAAAUGUUAUUUACUAUUACGUUUGCUAUGUUUUGAAAAGAACCCAGAGGGGUGACAUCGCCGCAUGAAGUGCAGUGUCUCUGGUGUGCACCACAGGCGAGUUAUACCUGAUGAUGUCCCACUGUGGAUGCCUUCAUUUUGGAUCUUCAGCUCCUCCACCAGAAACCCCAGAUCAGCACUGUACUCGCACAUCUGUAAGAGGAUAACACUGCUGUCUCUGGUGGAUUACUGCAUUAGCCUCCAAAUAUAUUUUGUAGCAACAAUAUUGUAUUAUGUCAACUUGGGAAAUUACCCCAAGACAAAGUCGUCCCUACUCUCUUAUAUCUUUUGACUGUGUUUGAAUUUCAAUGUAAUUCCAGCGCAACGUUUAUGAUCAGUUCAUCAAGAUUUUAUGUUUAAGAAAUGCUAUUUUUUUCUGGGGUGAUCAAGCUGCUUUUGACAUUGUUUAGUUUGCCAAAGUAUAUUACUAUGUAUAAAAUAUACAAGAUGACCACUAGUGUGUUAAAAUAUUUUGUGUGUGCUUUUCUUCCUUCUCAUGAAGCAUGAAAAGGGACAGGGUGUAAUUGAGGAAAAUGAAGUGUACAGUAAUACUUUGGCUGGUGUUUGGGUGACAACAGGGAGCACUCCAGUGUUACGGAGGAACCGAAUACACAGCGGGAAGCAAGUAGGUAGUGUAUACUGCACUGUUUUUGUGGGGAACCCCUGCCCAACAAUAUCUUAACAUGACUGAUGUUUCCUUGUUUGACAGGUUGGUGUUUACUUCUAUGACAAUGGCCAUGGAAUACUAGAAGAUAAUGACAUCUAUAACCAUAUGUAUUCUGGGGUUCAAAUACGGUAAGUAGUUUAUUUGAUUCAAAAUAUUUGAACUUAGCGGUUUACAAAACUGAAACUUACAGGGUUACCGCAAGCAUCAUAACCACUACAACCCGCUGUAAUGGAUAUGAUGUGAGGCAAGGCUCAAAAUUGUCACUAGCCGUUUGCAAGUGAAAAUGUAGCCCUGGUGUGUAGAUAUUCUCUUUUUGAAUGCCAUGGAUCCCUCAGACUUGCAGUGGCGAGUAACUUUUAUUUCCUGGCUAGUAGUUUAUUACCCUCUUACCUGGGUCUUGCCAGUUGCAGAGGUUUCUAUCAUACUGGGUUUCAUGCUUUGCUGCAAAAGCCAGAUGCUGAUCAUGUGCACUUCAUUGUCUGAGAGUGUCAGCUGAUUGCUCUGUUGAUGAAUGAUCAUCACAGAAUUGACAUUGGCCAGCCUGAAAAUCUUUCUGAGCUGGUGAAUGAUCCUGGGUUAAACUCUGUAUGUGCAGUCAGUUUUAGAGCAAAAAGUUGCACAUACACACUCCAAGUGUAUGUGUGUGUGUGUGUGUGUGUGUGUAUAUAUAUAUAUAUAUAUAUAUAUAUAUAUAUAUGUAUAUGUGUGUGUGUAUAUGUGUGUAUAUAUAUAUAUAUAUAUAUAUAUAUAUAUAUAUGUAUGUGUAUAUAUAUAUAUAUAUAUAUAUAUAUAUAUAUAUAUAUAUAUAUAUAUAUAAAAAUAAUAUUAAGGAAAUCUUUUCCUUUAUUUUACAUUUAUUUGUUUUUAUAGAACUGGAAGCAACCCCAAGAUUCGACGGAAUAAAAUCUGGGGAGGGCAGAAUGGUGGAAUACUUGUUUAUAAUUCUGGUAAGUUUUUUUUUAUUUUUUUUUUUAUUUUGCAACCCAUUCACUCUUUGAGUGUUUACUUGGAACCAUGUCUUUACAUCAACUUGGUUAACCUUAAUUUUACCAAUAUUUAAGGCCUUGGAUAUAUAGAAGACAAUGAAAUAUUUGACAAUGCAAUGGCAGGAGUAUGGAUCAAAACAGACAGCAACCCUACGCUACGAAGAAACAAAAUUCAUGAUGGGAGAGAUGGCGGAAUCUGUAUAUUUAAUGGUGGCAGAGGUAUAGUUUUGAUUGUACAGAAAAACCAUACCAGUGGGCAAAACCACCUUUGUAUAAUUAGAUCUUGACAAACUAUAAUUUUGGAACCUAUUCGAGCCAGCUGUGUUUGGUGGAUUUCGUUGGCCAAGUAUUAAGCUGAGUGUAUAUAAGACCUUCAUAUCACAUCUGAAACUCCAUAUGAUUGCGCAAGUUUUGUAGCUAGUAGCCAUGUAGCAUUUAUCAUGUGCCUGUUGUUGACAAAUUCACAGCUCGUUUGCACUAAAGAGUGAAUAAUCCUACAAGAAUGGAUUUGAACAUUUAAUUUCCAUCUACUCUAGUAUUAUGUUGUGUAAAUAACUCAUAGGGGGGGCAACGUGAAGUCUUAAUAAAAACAUGUAUUAAAACAUGCUUCAUCUUUCUUUUUUAAGGAGUGCUUGAAGAGAAUGACAUCUUCAGAAAUGCUCAAGCAGGUGUGCUCAUCAGCACGAACAGUCACCCGAUUUUGAGAAAAAACAGGAUAUUUGAUGGAUUUGCAGCAGGUUCGUAUUUAAUCAACAAGAAUAAGUGAAGUGUAAAAUUUUGAUUGAUUUUAGAACUAUUUAAAACUCAUUUUGUACAUAUUUUAGGUUUCAAUAUUUAUUAGGCACGUGUAUAAUGUUUAGUUUUACAAAUAAUUUCUUGUUAUCUUUAAGUAGAAAGAAAAGGUGUUUUAUAUACAAUUUUAGCAUUUCUACAAAUUCAAAUUAACAUAAAUAUGUUCAUGUUGACUGCUAAGUUUUUUUUUUUUUUGGAGUUGCCAUCCUAGUUUUGUGGGUCACCAUAACUUAACUGCCUUUGUCAGAAUAUUGUAUAGGUGUAAAGAUCACCAAUAUAAUAUAGAAUUUAUAUAUUUCAUGGCCCAGAAUCACUGGAGAUUUAGCUGAUGAAAUAGGAAAGGUUUUAUUAUUUUCCACUGCAUGUAACCUGUCUCCCUGCUUUCUUGAGCCUCCAUAUGUCGUACGUAAUAAAGUAUACAAAAACACUGCAGUCUCUGUCCUAGUACUUGCACUGAGCUGUGAUAAAGCCGAGAAUGUAUUACAUGCAGCGAGAAAAGUACACCCUAAUCCUGAGCUAGAGUUGGCAAUGUCCUCUUGCAUCACUACAAUCACACAUAUAUAUAUAAAAAAAAAAAUACUUGUGAAGGCUUAGAUUCCUCUUAAUUAAUGACAAGUGAAAAAUAUGAGCCAUACAUUACUUUGUAAGCUCUAUUACUUUGAUGCUCUUGUUAACUUUUAACUGAUUUAAUUUGCCUUACUGUAUUUUGCUGAUCAUUUUUGUAAAAAGAAUGGUACUUCGCACUUGACAAGUGACUUGUGCAACCUGUUAAAAGGAUUGCCUGCACAAACCUAAAUGACCCGUUAUUUUAUUGCAUUACAUAAUGCAUUAAGAAAUUACAAAACAGUUAAAUAAACAAAUAUAAUUCUUUUUAAAGUGUCCUCUUGGUGCACAGCUUAGUGGUUCUGUCUAACUGACCCUUUCCACACCAUUUAGAGAUAUUCAAUCCGCAUCCUGUAAAUCAAGCUGGUGUAAGGUAGCUUGGAAGAAAGUGUCCCCGCUAUAUGGGUCUAAUUAUAGCGGCAGCAAUGUUUACAUAUUGCUGCCACUAUUCACUUUCAGAAACAAGUGGAGUAAGGGACACUGUAAAACCUUAUAAAUAAUAAACCUUUUAGUCUGUUUUUCAUAAAAUAUCUAUUCCACCUUUGUCUGCCUUAGUAGCUCUGAUCUAAACCGUUACAUUUUGGACCACUUUGCUUUCUGUAUACCUUUUGGCCUCAGAAAAUUAAAGUAAAUGGGCAUAUUGUGUAUGCCUUUAAAAUGUAUUACCCUAAUUUAUUUUUGAGUAUGAAUUAAAUGAUAAUGGUUGUGUAUAAUUUUUAAUGCAAUGGAUUUAUAAAGAAAUAUGUUGAUUACCGGGCAGGACACUAUCUCUGAAAGAAUUUACUAGAGCUGUAUUGCUGAUUGAUAGUUCUGCAUGUUUAAAACCUUUCUUUUUAUGAUUUUAUUUCACAGCCUGAGGGGCAUGUUACAGUGGACCAUAAUCAUUGUCACAAUGAUUCUGUGGAAGUGAUCAUGUUUGGUAAACUGGUUUUAAAAACAUGCCUCUGCUGAGAAACUUUUUCUUAUUAUGUAGCAAAACUAUCAGACUGUUUGAGACUGGAAUUUGUUGAAUAUAUUUUGUGUGUAAAUAGCACAGUUUAUCUUUGAAUAUGACAUUGUAAGGUUUAUUGCUUUUAGUGUAAUGGUAGUAACUGUAUUGCUCUCAUCAUACCAAGCUAGAUGAUGUAUAAAAAAAAAAAAUACCAGGAAAGGUUAAAGGUUCUUAACAUGUAUAGCUUGGUGGAAAGACGAGACGGGGGGUAUGAUAGAAACAUUUAAAUACAUAAAAGGAAUCAACACAGUAAAGGAUGAGACUAUAUUUAAAAGAAGAAAAACUACAACAAGAGGACAUAGCCUUAAAUUAGAGGGGCAAAGGUUUCAAAAUAAUUUCAGGAAGUAUUACUUUACUGAGAGGGUAGUGGAUGCAUGGAAUAGCCUUCCAGCUGAAUUGGUAGAGGUUAACACAGUGAGAGAGUUUAAGCAUGCGUGGGAUAGGCAUAAGGCUAUCCUAACUAUAAGAUAAGGCCAGGGACUAAUGAAAGUAUUUAGAAAUAUUGGGCACACUAAAUGUGCCGAAUGGUUCUUAUCUGCCGUCACAUUCUGUUUAUUUUUUCAAACGAUCGCAGAUGUCCAAAUGGUGGGGUUAUGUUACAAAGGCAAAUUUCUUAGUGUAGCCCAUCAUCGGGGACGUCCAUGGAGAUUAAUAUUUUUUUUUAAAUCUGUGAAAAUGCUAAUUCUGUCCUUAAACCACCAUUAUAGGCACCCAAACAACUUCAGCUCAGUAUAGUGGUCUGGGUGCCAGGUCCCCCUAGUUUUUACCCUGCAGCUGUAAACAUAGUUUCAUCGGCAGGGGCAAGAGAGGUCACCAGCGCCGAGGGAGCCUGGGUUUUAACCCCUUCAGCCCAGCGGGCGUGGGGGGACCUAAUAAAUUUUAAAAGCAAAAUGCAGAAGCUAGAAAUUCCUUUGCUCCAGUUGGGGUCUUAUGCAUUUUCACAGCUCAUUAUUAGGAAGAUGUGCACAAACAUGUAAUACUAAACAGCAUGUUACUAGACAUACCAUUGUUGCAUUGUAAUGUUCUGUUUUGUCCUCCAUCUGUCAAUAAAGGUAUUGAAAUUACAAAUCACGCUACUGCAACCCUGGAAGGCAAUCAGAUCUUCAACAACCGCUUUGGAGGAUUAUUUCUAGCAUCUGGUGUCAAUGUUACUAUGAAAGGUAUUUAUUAAUUCUAAAUUCCCUUGGCUGAAUUGGCCAGUAUAAUUAUGCAUAGUGGCUGCUUAUAAAAGCCUAUCUUUCUUAAAUAGUCUGUAUACAGCAAAUAUUGUAUUAAUUGCAUGUGGAAAUUAGCAGAUGGUGGAUUUUGUGUGAGUAACAAACUGCACAUACUGGAAGAAAAAGAUAAAUUGGCUUUCAGUGUUUCCUCCCAGAAUGUGGGAGCAAAAGUUCUAGCGACAUCGACACACAUCUUAAGCUACUUUCACAUAUACCCAAUUAACCCUAUUUUCAAUUACAUAAUACAUCUCAAACUAUCAGUACACACCCCAAAAUAUCCAGACACUCAUCAUUUAAGUUGUAUUUAUUCUCCCUCGUCUCCGGCUGCUCCACUGAUUUGGCAUGGAGAGGUGAUCGAGAGAUGCCAUACUCUGCACCCGUUGGCUAGCAGAGAACAUGCCAUAGCAGCAGAUAUUUUCUGCUUCCCUUGCUGUCCCACACAGUAUCUUGAUACAGAUUUGGGAGUAUAGUGAUAUUUAUCCCACUCAUUGCUUGCUCCAUUUCAGACUUCAGGAGCCAUCCGGGGUGAUCAAAUAUUCUCCCCCAACCAAUACGGACGUACAUUCUUUGGUUAGGUUCCACUGGAUCUGGCAUUGAAAUUUCUAAGCCUUGUGUUAUCUUAAAGGUUCAUUAAAACCUUCAGAUCAUUCCAAUAAAAUGACAGCUAUGGAAAAAUAAAGCCUGUGUAAUGGAAGUGCAGUCUAUAGUGCCAAACUGUAUUGUAACUCAGGACCCAGGCAUUGCUAUGGGGCUGAAAGUUAUUAAAAUUCAAUUUUGCACCUGGUGUUGGAAAUGCCUAAACACUUGAUGCAAAUUUUCCAGUGCUUACAAUCUGUUGAACAAUUACUUUUAUCUUGGGAAACACUUUAAGCAAAAUUAAAAUACCUGUUUCACUAAGUUUGCCUUGAGCACUGUAACUUCUGACUCAAUGCUCAGAAUCCAUCUAACACUAUUGAAGGGGAUUUGGAAUCCCAACUUCCAAUGCAGGUUUCCAUGAUAUUAGAGCAAAUUGUCUUUUGACUUGCUCAAGCUUAUUUAAAUUUCUAAGCACCACAAUGGAAAAUGGUGGCAGAUGACCUAGCAUUUCCCCACAGAAAUUCUUCAGUAGAACACACUGACAUGUCCAGCUUGUCUAAGAUGCAUGGAUAUUUGAAAAAGAAAAAACAAAACCUAUGGUAGCUCUUGGAAACCAGAUAGCUUGUUUUUAUAUGUAACUUUAUAAAAAGAUCGCCUUGCAGAUCACAAGUGACAUUUCUGCAUGAGUCUUCUCAUGGACCUGUUCCAGGUAUAAUACAUUUUAGAAAUUUUUGUGUCAGACAAACUGCUGCAGGAGAAGCCACUUAUUAUACAGAGACCUGUGCAAAAAAACAUUUGUAAGUAGAUUUAAAUAAAUACAAUAGAGUAAAUGCUGCAUUUGCUUCAGUAGCAGUCUCUAUGGAAAUUAGAUUAUGCUUAUCUUCAGGAAACAAGCUAUCACGGGGCCUACAAUUUUAGGUCCUACCUAGCCAGGUCUUAGGUUAUACUGGCUUUUGUGAUGUGAAAAAUGACUGCUCAUAGAGAUUGGGAUCUAGGUAAUGGCCUUCAAUACAGCUCAAAAUGUAAAAAAAACAAAAAAAACAUUUUGCAGUAUUAGAUGCAAGCUUUUCAUCUUGUUAUAUGUGAUUAAUGGUUUAUAUCUUUUGCAGAUAAUAAAAUAAUGAACAAUCAAGAUGCCAUAGAAAAAGCAGUCAAUAGAGGCCAAUGCCUAUAUAAGAUAUCAAGUUAUACCAGUUAUCCAAUGCAUGACUUCUACAGGUAAAUAUAAUUUAGACCAUCACUACAAACAAAUCUGUGUCUAGAUUGUCAUGUAGACCAUCUUCUUUAACUCGUUCACGCUUUUCAAAUCUUUACCAAAAAAGAUGAAAUAUUAAGCACAAAGCACAGUAACUGUUCUGUAUUUUACAGACUGGGUUUUGUUGAGUGAAACCUGUACCAAAGCUAGAUAUUAGAAUCUUAAAACCAUGCUGUCCAGUCUAUUAAAAUAAGACUGUCACUAGAGAGAUCCGUGCACAUCUAAACGGCCAACUGUAAAAAAAAAUUUUUGUGUGUGUGAUUAAACGCACUACAUUUUUUUAUUUUAGUGGCCAAUUGCCUUGCACUUUUUACGACACCAAUGAUUGCUUCAAAUAACAUGAACAGCAUUUCUGCAUGCCUGAGUAUGCCAAGGGCAUCGUGUGGCUGCAACACACUAGAGGAGGAGUAUACUGGGAUGAGGGAAUAAGAAAGUGACAAACAACUAGGGUGACACUUUACAAUCACAUUGAAUCUUUCCCUUACGUAAAUAUAGAAUCUUCAGAUCACAACACACACACACACACACACACACACACACACACACACACACACACUCUCAGUAAAGAGCUUCAAGAAACAGCUAUGCUUACUGAAUGUGUUUUAUAUAAAAACCUUAACAUGUUGCUGAAUAGUUGAUAUUCAAAGCUUUUAAUUAAAAUUUUAUAUAUAGCUUUUAUACUUUUUUGCAAGUGUUACUUUAGUGGGAAGCUAUAUACAGCCUAUGCAUAUGUUUUCAAAACCCUUAGCCUAAUGUUAAACAGGAUUAUAUUUGUGUAGUAUCUAUAUGCAAUACGGCUAGAAUAUAUUAAGGCAGUUUCUCAUUACUGUUCCUCAUGUCAUAUCUGGUGGUGAACAAGCAGUUGUACCCUUUCAGUUUAGGACAUACAUACAUACAUACAUACACACACACCCCCAUUUGCCACUGCUGCUACUUAUUCAGCUGCCGAUUUCUGUUAAUUCCGAGAGCAUGCGCUGAGAAGUGCUUUGAGUCUCACUGGGAGAAAGGCGCUAUAUAUAAAUACUAGAUAUUAUUAGACUUGUGCAAAUAUGUUUAAGCUGGCACAAACAAAUACAUACUUUUGAAUCUACGCCUGAACUCAUUUAUCCAGCUAGGGUUUACCUGUGUGAGUAUUAUUCGUUAAAUACAACUUCAUUAGUAACUAUCUUAUGGAUCGAUUAGCUCAGGUGUAGAUUAAAAUGCCAGCUAAAAAGCAUUCAUGCACAAGUUCACUGUUGUAACAGGAUUUUAGCAAGCUGCCACCAGGGGAAAAAGUGUUAUGGGCAAAUGCAAGUGUUAGGGACCUCUACAACUUUACUGGUCAAAAGCAAUGUUAUUACAAACCUGGAAAGAACCCCUUUACUUUAAAAUACAAGUGGGUGUUUUUUUUGAGGGGGUAGGGGAUACAUAUGACAGCAGAAUUAAACUUGGUUUGUACACUGGCUGGUAGGUCCACUUCAGAAAUGUGGAUUUUUAUUUAUGUACAUUUCCUUUACUUAAGUAAAAAGGAUAAAGUAUAAAAUAAUUGUAUUUGGUAAAUUAUGAUUCAAAUGCAUUAAUUUUGUGUUUCUAGAUGUCACACCUGCAAUACCACAGACCGUAACGCCAUAUGUGUGAACUGCAUUAAAAAGUGUCACCAAGGACAUGACGUAGAAUUUAUUAGACAUGAUAGGUAUGUGUUUGAAUUGAAGGCAUAAGACUACAGAUUUAGAAUGUGUUCUGUAAAGCAUGUGCCUAAUUAUUUUCUCUCAUCCUCUAAGGUUUUUCUGUGACUGUGGUGCUGGAACAUUGUCUAAUCCUUGUACAUUAGCUGGAGAACCCACACAUGACACAGACACUCUAUAUGACUCUGCUCCACCUAUAGAAUCUAAUACUUUGCAACACAACUGAACUCGUUCUUGAAGGGGGGAGUCCUGCCAUCAUAAACCUCUUCUUUUGUGGAAAAAAAACAAAAACAAAAAAAAAUUGCCCAUUUCUGGAAGACUGAGAUGUUUAUAUGAGCAAACUUAAACCUGCCAAAUAAAUAUAUAAAGGAAGUAGAGAUGGAAGAGGCAAUAUAUUGACUCAGGAUUAAAAGGAAGAACUGGGCAUUUUUAGCAUUACUCUGGACUCAAGACUUUAAGGACUUACGUGAAGAAAAUAAGCUGCAGAUUUGUACUGACACCACAGUAAGCUGGUGUUUCCACAAGUAGUGUUGUAAGGCAGUCCGAUUUGCAGUAGUACUAUUCUGUAGACAGGCAGCAGGGGUCAUUGCUGUUGCCCUUAUGGGCAUGGGUACCAAUUGCUUUUUGUAACAUGGUAAAUGUGAGCUAGCACUUCUGCAUUUUUUUUUUUUUUUUUAAACAUGUAUUCAGAUUGAGAUAUUUUAAUGCUUUAAUCUCAUGUAGGUUUUUUUUUUUUAAUUUUAAUUUCAAGCAAACUUAUUGUACUUGAACGUGUCCUGUUUUGUUAGUACACCAUAGAAUUGCUGUAAACUGUACUCAUGUCCCAGUAUCUAUGUUCUUUCUAUGAAAGAGAAAAAACACUAAUCUUAAUCCAGCAAUUUUUCUGGUAUCCUUUUGGAGAGUUAGAAUGUUGUCUCCUUUCCACUUGUAACCCCCUUCAACAGUCCUUGUAUACAAGAACAUGGGAUGUCAGGCCCUCCAGCUGUAAUUUCCUUUGGCUUCUGGGUAGUUCUACUCCAACAGAUGGAGGGGGUCAGAUUUGGACUCCCAGGUCAUUGACCAUUGUCCAUAGGAGACAUUGUAGAGAUGCACUGAUGCUGCGUGUGGAUACUUCCAUCACUCCCCUUGGGAUCUGGCGGGUGUUAACUUUGGUUAAAAGUUUACUGUAAAGUUUCUGAAAUCCUAUGUUACUGUUCAUUUUUAUUUGAACAGCCUGGAACUUGUACACUUGCUGGAAAUUUAGAACAAUUUCCUGCUCUUAUGAAGCUGAGACAAACCUAUAUACAGCUCUACACAGUUUCAUAGCUUUUGUGUUUUUAUUUUUUCUUUUCCAUUUAUAUGUAUUGGUGACAGUGGAUAAUCAACAGCCUGAAAGUGUAUGCAUGUACCAUAACAUCUAGACUUAAUAUAUUGUGGAGUAUUCAAUAACCAUUAUGUAGAGGGUAGGUAUGAAUUAAAAGGGGUUUUAAUUUCCUAGGAAAGAAAAAAAAAAAUGGAAAUAUGGUCAUUUUUAAAAAAUAAAGUUUAUUAGAUCAUACCGUGUGAAAACCAGCCUUGUGAAUAAACACCAAAAACAGUUGUGUUUUUUUUUUUUUUCCAUAUUAUGUUCUCUCCAGCAGUUUAUGUAAAGCCGGGCCAUUGAAAGGUUUUUCCAGUAGAAGGUAGAGUUCUCUGAUGGGUUAAAUAAAGACACAAUUACCAAAAAGUCUAUACAUUUUAAUUUGGACUGGCAAAAUAUUUCUCUAAUUGAAGCAGUUAUUCGGAGGCCCCUAGACUCAACCUUCUGUUCAAUGCUAAACGAGAGUUAAUAUAAUAGCAGCCCCAUUAAUGAGGAAAUGUUACCAUGAGCAGAAGCUCAUCCUACCUCCAGUGGGCUGUAAGUGACAAAGGACCCACACUCCUUAUUAAAACUAUUCAGAACUAAAGGGAGUCAGCAGCAGGUAACACCAGAUCUUAAUAGGCAGUGGAUGGCUAACCUUGACACCAUAAAUU
Messenger RNA from Pelobates cultripes (western spadefoot toad), 45984 nucleotides. NCBI's taxonomy places the organism in Eukaryota, Metazoa, Chordata, Amphibia, Anura, Pelobatidae. The record is from the annotation of a GenBank genome assembly.